CGUGCUGAACUCCUGCAGGUCACUAUACUCUCGCGCUCCACUCCUCUUCUCUGUUUCCAGCAAAGCGCUGCGUCUCCAUCAGCUGUUCUCCCCGCAUGCACCUCCACCACCACCACUACCAGCAGCAGCAGCGGCGGUACAGGACCAAAGGAAGCUGUGAACACUUUUACGCACCCGAUCUGAUUAGUCCAUGUAGUUUUCCCGCUCGAUCUCCGUCAAAGAAGACAUGAAGAUGAGGUAGGAAACUUUUUCAUCAACUUUUUCGCAGCUUUAAAGCGAUGAAGGAGUGACUGUGACUGCUUUCUAUCUCUGCAGGUGUUCCUCAUGGCUGGAGCGCCUUCUCUGCUGCCUCCUGUUUCUGGUCAGCCCGGCUGCAGCGCAAUGGCCAGGUAAGAGAGACUUUAUCAGAAAGAGUAGAAAGCGUGAGAAAAGUUCCAGUUGUGAUUUUUGCUGAACAUUUUCAAGCUCUUAUUUUAUCUAAACUUGUCAGGUUAGAAGCCCUGGUGUAUUCAUAUUUUAGUAAAACAAGUAAAGUCUCCUUCAAAAUAAAAGUUUAUCUCAGGAGAAACUCUUUCAAGACAGCUGUUGAUCAUAAAGUUGGCACACUGUAACUUCAGUGUUUCUCACUCUUUCACAUAUAUCACAUAGUAUGAUAUGCUACAAACCCUGGAUGACACAUUAAUUUGAUUUAUUAUCACAACAUGGCAGUUUGUCCGUCCUGACAAGGCCUGGAGUGACUCUGGGACUGUUUACAAGUUUUUUCCUCAAGUCCAAAGUCUGCAUCGCUCUGAAACCUGCAUUCUUCGUCUUUGUUUGUCCUGAGUCUUGCUUGAUGUCUGACCACCAGAGACUGUAGCUUGCAGGGCUGCAGCUGAAGAUGCUUCCCCCCCUACUGCCAUCUUUUGUACUGAUCUGUUUGCAUAAUACUGUCGGCACCAGUAGACAUCCUCACUUGAUCUUUCCAGCUGUUGACAUGUCAGUAUGAGUGAUCAAAGAGGUGACGACAAAAGGGCGAUUUCUUUUAUGCACUCGCUGUUUUGUGUGCAUAAACUAUGAAUGAAAGACCUCUGUUCUUCUGCUGCUGCUGAAUAAUUCAUCUCUGAAACUCACUUAUGUUCUUCGUUUAAUCAAGUAAACGGUCUCCUGGAGAACUGAGUCGCUGUCAGUUGAUAUGUAGAGAAAAAUGAGAGGGCAUUGAUUAAUAUUUGAUUGAUUGUGGUCACUUACAGCCGGAUAGAUGGGGCUUUGAGAAGACAUGCCAAGUUGAACCCGUCCUUGUCCCUCACUCAGUUUUCUGUGGGAAUUAACCAAAUCCUUUUUUCAGUUUGCAAGUAACUUUAAAUAAUGUGACACUCUCUCAGGAAUGCUGUCCUGUCGUUGUGUGAGUCCAGGUUGAAAGGGCCAGUCACUCCGUCUCAAGAGCGCUGCCUUUGGCCGCCUGCGACAUGCUUGAAUUAGGUCUGAUUCAUUCCCAGUCCCUGGCUGGGUCAGGAAUCCCUAUUGUCAUGUGAUCUUUGACAUGCACCCAGCGUGGUUUUUCCCUGAGGGGGAGCUGGACUAGGCGGGGGGAAGGGGAACGGCUGUAUGGGGACACCCCGCUGUGCCUUUUAAUGGUUGAAUUAGAUGCCGCAUUAAAAACCACAGCUGGUUUGGGGUUUCCUCCUCUUUGGUGCAGGGACAUGAUGAUGGGCAUUCAACCUGCUGGAAUAGAAAACUGAAUAUUUAAUAAACCCUUACAUUACUGUAUUAACUUCAGAAUGAUUACAAAUUACUAAGAUUUAGUCAGUUUUGCCAAGCUCCUGUUGGCAAUGCUCAUAUUUGUAAUGAUACAUGAUGGAAAAGCAGGAGUUAGAGCACCGUUUGACAAACAUGUGUUGACACGCCGAGUGUAAUUUAAGCAUCAGCAGGAAAACAUCUGCUUCCACACCUCAGAUGUGUCCUAAAGAUGAAGGUUGAAACUUUCCCGUUUUUAAGGUUUUUGUCUUUUUGACUGUAAGAGUUUGGCUGCUUUCUUUCUUUCCUUUCUCUGCUUGUGUUGCUAAAAUUGGUCUUUAAAUAUGCAAAAAUAGCUGCUUUGACAGAACGGUAAAAUGACAAUGUAUUUAAAGGCAUGAUUAUAGAGAAAUAGUUGUUUUAUUCUGUUGUACCAUGGCUUUAUAAGUCUUCUAGUCAUUUUCUUAUUUGCUGAAGGUCCUCGGCUGAGUUCAAAGCUGACACACUGCGAUGACGUACACAUUAUGUGCUUUGGCCCACUUUGCCGACAGGAUGCUCUACCUGUGCCUUAUUAAUUUUUCGUGGUAGACCAGGUGGUUGCCAAUGAAUAGCCUCUAUGACACACUUUAUAUAAUAACCACACAGCAGCGCAGUCAGGUCUAUACUGUACGUGAGCUCUGUCAACACAGGGGGACAAGCUGCAUGAUAAGUGAAGAAUAAGGACUAUGCUUUCAAACUGUAGUGUUUAGUGUCAAGCUUCAGAACAGGUUGGUAUUGAUACAUAAAGAGUAAAAAUGAUUUGACUUUUAUGAAGGUAUAAAUCAUCAAACAGCUGUUUUUUUGUGCUAACGGCACCCCAAUCUCAAUUUCAGAGCGCUUUUCACACCGCCUCAUUUUGAUAGGUUAGAAAAAUUCAUUCUGCUGCACUUCUGCUUCCCUUAGUAGGAUUCAAAGAACUUUAUUUUUCAUACUCCAUACCUUUGACAGUCAGGGGUAAGAUAUAGAUAUAUAUAUGUAAGAUAUAUAUUUCCAAGCCAAGAAUAAAAUAUUAUACAAUAACAAAGAGCAUAAUGUAAACGAAUUUAAGUAAGACUGAAAUUAGCUCUGUUGCACUAAAAUUUCUGAAAACAGUUUUACAGAGCUCUGUACACUUUUUAUUCGAGUUUAACCACUGGAAUUUUUACAAAGAAAACCUAAAAACAAUUGAUAGAAAUAGUGAUCGAUUUAUAAGUCAUCCUAAGCCUCAAAAAGAUGUAUUUGUUCAGUUUCUCCACCAGCCGUUGUUGUUAGCAAAAGGAUAUCAAAAGUUUGGCCCCUUCAACAAGUCACCUGGACAAGAGCAGGCAUGUUCCAAAAGUUGGACUGUUUUCCGCUGAUACAGCUGACAUUGAGGGCAUUGUUGUACUGAAGAUGCAGAGAGCUGAAAAUGCCCAAGUAUGUUUGUUUUAAAUAGCAAAUAAGCACUACCAAUACAAAAAAGGGGCAUCAGUGUGUGUUAAAUGAAAAAUCCCAGAAGCACGGACCUUUCCAAAUAGUUUACAACAUGGAUAACUACAGGCAUAAACUCUGGACUUCGGAAAGCUGAUUUUUUUUUUUUUCUGCAGUGACUGCCCGGUAGAUUGGUCCCUCUGUUAGGAUCAUUGUAACGCUCAAAUGAAACAAAUGGACCGACUGUGCACAAAUUCUGUUGACUCAGUGAACCUUGUGAUGUCUAAUCCCUGGAUUUUCUAGUCAGUAAAUCUACUUAUUUGCUAUAGACAUCCCUGGAGGUGCCUCAUAUCAAGCCUCAAAAGUUCAAUCUAGCAUGUUUGGCAUUCAGAUGUCAUUAGAGUUCUGCUAAAGGGGAUGACUGUUUAUAUCCCAGAGUGGAGAUGGCUUUGGGUCUGGUUUAAAGUAUUGGAUUACAUGCGUGAGGUCGUGGGUGGGGGUCAUUCAGAAUGUCAAGUGGGUGUUUGAACCUCCCUGUCUGGCAGCUUUUUCUCUGUGUUUUUAAGAAUUUGACACCAUUGUCACUCCAUUAAUGCCUGUACACUGUCACCCGUGCGUGUAAUUCAGCUGAUUUUUGUCCGUCUGUCAUUGAGGUACCUGCCGUUUGCUAAUAACCGGAACCGAAAGCUUGUAUGCAGCAAUGGACCGACCACUUUUAAGAAACCUUCCUGAUGUAAAAACACUCCAGACUCGGUGUGUACCUCCUCUGUCACAACAAAGUUUAUGGGGUCAUUCAUGCCCGACUGUCAAAACUCAUAGGGGACCACACAGACCAGCGACAGAGAAGUGUCUUUUAUGAGGAACACACUCACCAGGGAGACCGAAGAGGAAAUCUCCAUAAGGUGUAGUUUACUUAAACGUGGACGUGUUUUUGCUAGAAAACCACAGUGGUCACAUCCUGCUUUGAUUAGGUAAAUGGAACCAUCUGGAUCUCGUAGUUACUCUGAUGAGUUGUUUAUCUGUUCUGGACAUUGAGGACAUGGCCCAGUUUUACAGUCAGUCCAGUAUCACCAGGAACUCUGUUUAGAUCAGAGAGUAUAAACAGGUUGUAAAUUUGGAUUCUACCAAAUGGUACAACUUGAGAACAACCGCAUUCCCGGCUCAGCACCUGUGGUAACCUUUUAGCAUUUUUGAUUUUGACCACGGACAAAGAACUUGAAUAUUCUGGCACCAAAUCAGAUUGAAGUGGAGCAUCCUGGAAGUGUUAGGGGGCGCUCACAACAAGCGCAAGUAAAAUCAUCUACUCGCUUAAUUCGCGUGAAUGGAUAGUAUUUUCACGCAUCAAUGGUAUUUUUAAUGGUAAUCCCUGACAAUUCAACUAGCAGGAUCAAGUGAUAUACAAAGGUUAUCAGACCUCCUCACUCACUUGCCUCCAGGUGAACACCUUUUUAUUCCGAUUUCUGUAAUUGAAAGAAAAGGUAUCAUAUGAUUCAGGGCACCCACACACCGACACGAUCAGUUUGUCCUCCAUUCUAGAUACCAGUGACCAACCGUCUGUUUGCAUAUGUACCUGGCAACCUUCGUGCUGAUUAGGUAUCGCGACAGGAAUAUCCGCUCAAGCUGAGACAUUUUCAGCUCCCGCCAAAUUCACGUCAUUCACGCCGCCAGAGUAGUAGGAGCGUCUACUCGUGUCUUUGCAUUGACUCAACAUGUAAUUCAUUCGCGCAAAUGAUUUUUUUUAAUGAAACUUAAAGAGACCAAUUUUUUUAAUGAUGCUAAACUCAGGAUAUCUUCAAGCAACUACUUUCCCAACACUGCACUGUCGGGCAUCCCAUUAUGUUUCGAGUCAAAGUAGUGAUGCGAAAAAAUCACAGAAUGCAGCGACCAUUUCACAAACUUCAGUAAAUGUUGGCAGAUGGCUCAGAUUUACCGAAAUCACAAACAGGAAACUGACUGUCAUUAAACUGUGACAUGAGACGGAAAUCCAAAGUUGAUCAUGUAAACCUCACAGAUUUAUAAGCAGCGCUUUAACACGGCUUUGCUAAGAAUUUGUCCUGGAUUUGCAAGGCCCUAUCAUCUUCUUUUUUCAGGGCAGAGCACUCUUUUUGAAUGUGGCAGACAGCUGUUAUUAGUAUUUUUAUGUGCUCCCACCACUCAAGUGUUUCAGGUGCGCGCGGCUCCCCUCUCAUGUCGUCCCUGAUGUCAAAAUGCUGGUUUGACAGUGGCAAAAUACAGAGGGACACCAUAAUUACUGCCUCUGUUCCAAGAGAAGAGGAUUUGUAGGGCCACUUGCUCUGAACACCCAACCAUCUCCAGCACUAAUGGCACACUGAGUGCCCUCUUACCUCUCAGCACCUCUUUCCUGUUUGUGGCCAAACCUUUACUUAUUUGCUUGUCUUUCCCAGCCGUAAUCGAGGUAACAGCUAGUGGAAGGUGUGAAGCCCGGCUCUUGCAAAUAACAGGACUCUGGUUUUUAAAGAUUUGAACAUAGAGCAAGAUGGAAAAGCUUAAGUGUUACUUUGACUUUCAAAAGUAAAACCGACCUAUUUCCACCUCUGUAAUCUUAGUUUGUCAUAUUUUAAGACAUCUCUGAAGUGAAUUUGAAGAUUUCUUUUGACACUUUACGUUUGUUUGGCGCACAGAUAGACCGUAGCAUGUUUGACAAAGAUACCAAUCUGAUUGAACCAACAAUGAAACCUGCGAUCGGUGAACACAGCCCGAGUUGUUAUAGACUUGUCAACCACCCAGACUUCCCAGGUAAAAGGGGCUUUUAGCCUCUUUAAAGACCAUUACAUCUCAGGCCAGGCUCACUUCUUUUCUUUGUGGUGGGUUUGUCAGCGCUGGAGGCCGCAGCCUGGGUGAACAGCGGUCUCCAUGGCCACCAGGUGCAGAUUUUUCCACCACAAAGCCGCAUUUGGCUGUAGCAAAAGAAACUGGAUCUGUCUACCUGGCACUUUGUCCCCAGUCUCCAGCUUUAGGGAGUGUUUGCUUGUCCUCACUGACAGCCCGCUGAACACAGGGAGGCAUGAAACCAGAGACCCCCACCCUCCUCCUCCGCCCAUUUACAUUCUCUUGUCCUCAGAAAUCUAUACCAUAAGCUUUUCACCCUGUAUGAGCGGGGGACUGAUCCAGAGUGACCAGGACUAUUUAGCCCACUUCAUGUCUGCUGCUAUAACGUGAUCCUCUUAAGUUAUUUUGAAGGUGCUUUGCAGAUUCAGACCUGCAAUAAGCAUAUUUUAACUGUCAGAUGUGACAGGCAGCAGCUACCACCCAAUGCGUUUUUUUAAUGAAUGAAUAGACCAUUCAGAAUUUCAUGAGGCCCCUCUCGGGAAUGCCAUUGUGCUUCUGGACCCUCACUUUGUCGUUAUAUCCCUCUUCUUCUUCUUUUUUUUUUUGCUCUCCACAUCUUCUUAUCUUCUGAUUGACUCUCCUGAUGUGCAGACUGCUUUUCAAGGCAUCCUUGAAUUCCACUCAUUCACCCGUCCUUCAAAAGCUGCCAUGUCUGUAGGCACUUCUCUCUCUCUCUCUCUCUUUUUUUUUACCCCCUCACAAAUCUCACACCAUGGGGGUGUGAAAUGAGGGGAAUCCCAUGGGACGGAGAGAUUACCAUCAAACCAAGAGCUCUUGUGACAAAAGGGGGAUUUGCUGAGUCCUGCACUUCUGUCGUCCGUUUUCGUAAGGUCUUGCCGGAAGUAGGUCCUUGGCUGUGGUAUGUGGUUUGAUGACAUGGCUGGUCUUCACUGUAUCUGGUAUAAACUGAGAGGUGAACUUUCCAGGUUCACUCAGUAUUGGAAGUAACCUCAAGUCGUGGACUAAAAUAAGAUGAAGAGCUUUCUUGACAUCUUCAAGCAGUUUGACUUAUUUGCCCUUAAAAGUUCUUCUAGAUACAAACUCUAAUGUGAAUGUGAAUAUACUCCUUUAUCCCACAUAGUGUAAGGAGAAAGACGUGAUUUUUCAUGCCAGGCCUCAAGCAAAAUAUCUGCAACAAGUCAGAGUUAGCUGAUGUGUGAAAGCAGUUUUAGUAUUCGAGGAUAUCCAUUGCAGGUGAUGGGUUGUACGGGUGAUAUCCUGAAUAUCAUGCAACCUUGAAAAGUCCUCAUGUGUAGUUCCAGAGCUGGGUGGACCUUCGAUGCAGAAGUAUUUAUCAGACUUCACACAGAUGCUUUAGUCAUAUCCUGCUUCUCAAGAUGCGUCUCCUGCCCUGCCAUUCACCUUCCCCCCCCAAUCUGACAGGGAAGACUUCAUGCUUUAAAGGACGUGUGUGAACAAGAAACAACAGCAGAGCUUCUAAAAACUUCCAGGGGUGAGAAAACACCUGAAUAACUCAGCUGGUAAAAACAGGGAAGAGUCGAGUAGAUCGUAUCCAUCUGCAGCAGCUACACAUGUGGACUACGCUACACGUGCACCCUCUUAAUGCUUUUAUAAAUGAGGCAAUCUGAAACUCUUUCGUGCAACAACUUCGGAUAACUCACAUCCAAACUGUAAUGAGAAACUAGGCGGCUGUUUACGUUGAAACCUAUUCAAUGGAAAUCAUUAAACUUUUGUUGUAUUUUGGCUGUUCUUUUACGUGGAAACGGCGUAUUUCGCAGCUGAAAAAGCAAACUUUUGACCAUGCCACCUCUUUCUUCUCUGUAUAAACUGUGAAAAAGGGAAAUUCACUUCUCUGUUUUUACACAAGCACUUCAUUUCCAGAUGAAUAAUGUGCACUCACGGCUCUGUUGAAGAACACAUUCAUGCACAAGCGCUUCACGACAAAGUAGAUUGUGUAUGGAGGCCGAUUUCAAGUGUUUAUGUUAAAUACAAAUAUGAAAACUUCUGAAAUAGUAAGAAGGAUAUUUACCACUUGAAUCUCAGAGGGAUUAUCUGGAUGUCAAAGUACAAGCACCUCUGAAAAGUGCCUCAAAAAGCACUCGAGUGAAUCUACAUUCCACUCCGCAGAAUCCACCGGGGUAAUGUGGAUUUUCACAAAGCGAAUGCCGCGGUUUCUUAUAAGUUGAAAGCUGCUAAUUGUUGUGUGAAUCAUGAGCUCUCAGACAAUAAAGGGUGCCCUCUAUUCACUGGCUGGUUGUUAUGGGCCAGGUGGCACAGUGCCAUCCAUUGAGAAGUUUAGAGAGGAGGAACAUAGGCCAACCAAGGGGACGUUAAAUAUUUAGAGGUCUGGUGAAAGAUUUGCGGGGCCGUUCGUCUGCGGUUACUGUGGCUUUAUCAGACAGGAGAUGGACUCAAAGGUCUGAAGUCGCAUUCCUCCUCCUGUGGCCACUUGACUUUCUAAAACAUCCUGUGAAACCAAGUUAGUGCCAUGUCCAGCAGAACCCUGUGGUUUCACAAGCCCAGUUUACAACCCUGGUAAUAGACUUGGCUGCGUUAAGUUUUUGUAACUCUGAGUUUCCUGUCUUGAAUGUGUCUACCCAAGUUAGGAGUUGAAUAGGGGGUAAGAAUGCAGAGGGAUUACUGGAGAUACUGUGAAAUACUCAAAAUGCCAGGCUCUUUUCACAGCUACAAUGUAGAUGUUGGAGGUGGUGCACUUGCAGAAAGCAAAGGAUGCAUGUCCCAAUAUGUGUUGGCUUAUUAUAAUACAUGGACUUGGUUUUAGUGACAUCACUCAUUGGUGUUUGAAGUGGAGUUUUGAGGGUCAAAUAUUGGCAGGUGCAAUGCUGGAUCUUUCAGGAGGCAAAGACGUAGAGUUUAGGCGGGUUUUCAGCCUCCUUGCAAACAUCUCCAACAUUUACAAUCUAAUGCAAGUCUGAUGUACCUCUGAUUAUGCAUAUCUUGUAAUCUUAUUACCUUCAUAACAACUUAGAUACAAAUAAAGAUCACCUGUGUGUAUUGAGAACCAUCAGAGAAAUAGGUUAUUCAGACCAGUGCAGUUUUUUGUACCAGGCUUUUAGCAUAUUUAGUUUUGCAGUAUUAUAGCUUCAUACAGGUGAUAACUUCAACAGCAGUUAAGAGGACAGAUUAUUUUACUGUAUCAAUACUGCACCACUAACGACUAUCUUAAUAGUCGAUGAGUCACCGACUAUUGAGAUGAUUUGUUGACUAAUCAGAUAAUUACGUGCCUUCUCCUCAAAUGUUCCUGCAUCACUAACGUGCUGCCAUGAUACACAAAGCUGCUUUGCAAACAAGUUUUUUUUUUUUUCUCGCCUUAUCUCGGAUUAAGUGCUCCCAAACUUUGGAGGUUUUUAAGCGUGUACUUGUAGCUGCUGUAUGGGAUGCCAGCGCCGCCAUGGUUGAGUACCCUACCACUCGGCGGAGACGCUACUGCGCAUGUGUGACUCUAGGCAGAGAUCGUGAUGAAGUAAGAUGCCUCACUCCUCUGGAAAAAAAACACAUCUGGUGACAAUAGUCGACAAUGGGAUUCAUUGUCGACUUUUUUCAUUAUCGAUUUUUGAUGACUUAUCGUUGCAGCCCUACAUUAUAGUUAAAUAAAGUGGCAGCCGUUCAGUUAACCCUGUAUUUUCAACAGAUUGACGGGAUUCCUUUUUAUUUAUUUUCAUUUUACGUCACUUAAGCAGUUAGAAAUGUGACCUACACUCAAUAAUACACUCACUAAAUUGUGGCAUUGCUGCUUUUCUUUGUUUCUUUUCUCACUCUGCAGGUUGUGUAGACCUUUUGUUACACAUAAAAGUUACAUGAAGCUCGUUGGAAGCAUUACACUGUGCUGUAAUUAACUCUGCGUGUUGGAUUGCUGCCUGCACUGUUACUGAACAUUUUCCUCAUUGAAAAAACUUGAAUUUAAAGUCAUUGGCCUCCCUUAAUGAGUUCCUAUUUGCAAUAAAACACAGAUACACAAUGCACAAGCUCCUGAACUAAACAGAGGCCUGGACUUGGUUAGAAAUAGCUGAUAAAGCUGUACCUGGCAGUCCACUGUGGGCUUUAAAUGUCAGGACACUUAAACAAGCACAUGCUAGCCCUGGGCCUCGGUGGGGUUUUUGUGCUUGUUUUCACUCAGUCUCUUGUUUCCUCCUUUCUUCUUUCUCUCUCUGUGAAACUUUAUGCGGUAUCAGGUCUGCAAAGCAUCAGGCGAAAUGUCAGUUUCCUGAUUUUUUUUGCUUACUGUCCUUUAGAUCAUUGAAAGAGAUUUUAUGAGGGAAAUAAAUUCUGUAACUUCAGUUUAUGUUUUUAUCUUUAUUUGCUCAUAAAAUUCAUAGUUUCCUGCUGCUUCUCUUUGUAGCUGGCAGAUAUAUUUCUGCGGCACCUCUGGACAGGUUGAGGUUUGUUCAUAAAACAAUUUGUUAUUUCCUAAAUCCGACAUUAAUUUGAGCUGAAUAUUUUCCAUCUGGUUCACAAAGUUCACCAGUUUUAGAUCAGGUUGGCGCUCCAGCCAACCAAAGCUCCAUCACGUGGAUUAUAACAUGCCUUUGCUUGGCUUAAGCUGAACCAGAGGAAGAGCAUGACCUGUGGGCUUUUUGUGCUAAAGUGCCCAGCGGGGGGAACAAUGAACGCUGGCACCCUGGACCCUAGUCUGGCCUGGACUAAUUGAGGGCCCUGAUAUUGUCUUGUCGAUGAAAGCCCUCUUUGUCCCACUUAUUCCUCGUCAUCUACUGUAUCCCCCCCGGGCCUCUGAUAUAGCCAUAGGCAUAACGUCAUUCCCCCGCAGCCAUUGUCUGCGUUCAUUACAGGGGAUUAAAGUGUCAGAUGAAGGUGAAGUACGAGCUCGCCGACAGUGUUCACUGAGGGCUUUAUGAAGGUGUUUUGGCUCCUAAGCUAAAAGUUUGUGCCCUUGUCAACACCCCAGACAUGAGACUUUGCCUUUUGAUGACUGGAGGCCAUCAUUUAAAUAAGGGUCACAAUCUCUGAUAUGACAGAUUGGAACUAGACGGGAUUGGCAGAUUAACUCACCCCAGGACUCUAGAGAAAGGUGCCAAACUGUGAGGCGCUUUCUCCUUCAAUCUGUAUUUGGACCAACUCUUAAAUUCGCUCAUUAGCAUUUUUCCAGCGCAGGAUGAUUAAGUGGAGGAGUUCACGUCUACCUCUUUCAUGUCUCUGCGGCGGCAUUUUCCUCAAUGUGGAAUUCGUAUCACUCUCCUGCAGAUGUCAAGGGUUUGGACCCGUGAUUCCCUCGAAUGCAGGGAGGAAGCUUUGUGACAAAAGAGAAGUGUUGUACCCCCUUCAUGGCUGGAUUUACUGUCAAAGUGUUGAUCUGCAUUGACACGUUCUUGAAGUGCUGCGCAAAACUGAAACUCAACACUUGAGUGAGGCCUCAUCGUGUGUUUCAAAGAACACGAUAAAGGACUGAGAGACCGACCAACAGACUGACAAUCUGCCUCUACCUGCACAAAUGAAAUCUGCAUGCACAUUCUUUCCACAUGAAGCCCACAUCCUCGCCGGAGGAUUUUGUUUACUUAUCCAUUCAGGAGCGACAACGGGAAUUGUUGGAAAUCAUUCUUGGCUCAUGCCAUCGACUGCUGAGAGGUUGUGCAUAUGCGUUUGCACUUUUGCCAGCAUUUUUAGCUGCUUGCUAAAUUCAGACCUGUGGAGGCAGGUCGACUUUUGAGGAACUUGAGGAUAUGAUGCACCACAGAAAGAAAGAAAGAAAGAAAGAAAGAAAGAAAGAAAGAAAGAAAUUAGUCUUCCAAAAGUUGAAUCAUAUAGCUAAGGUUUUAAAGUUUUUCAAAGAUUUACACAUUAACCCAGAUUGCAUAAAUAACUGCGUUUGAUAGACUGCAAGUAGAGGAAGCUUGAGUUUAUAUCACAGAGGAAAAAAGGAGGUUCAAUUCUGGGAAUGAAAGCAUCAAAGGAGGCUGCCCAGAAAUGAUCGAUUAAUUUGGUCGUGACGGCGCUGAUGCGUCCUACAGCUGCCCUCAUUUCUUUUUCCUGUCAUUAAAUCAAAUACAGGCAUGUUUCGGUCUGUCACCAUCCAUCAGAGACAGUAAAAUAAACACAAACAUCCGUACUUUUGAGUCACCAUUGCUAAUUUCCCCAGAGAAAUUGUGACAAAUGUUCAUCAAUAACCUUUUUUGAGAACUAAAACUUCAUCAUUAAUACUCAAAACUCUUGAUAAAUGUGUGUAUUGUUUUCCAGGACAAGAUGAUAACUCUUCAGUGUUAGUGAUGGACUGUCAAACUUCCUCGGUCCAUGAUAUUUUCCCACACUGUGGGUCCAAACUGUUGCUCAAAGUACAAAGAAUCCAAAUCUGAAACAGGCUGCGUGAAUAGCUGAUGGGUGAAGUGUGAAUUUUGUCACUUAUCAGCAACACUUGUUGCUUCGGUCUCUGCCUUUGUGUAUCUUUCUCACUUUUAUUGUUUGAAUCUCUGGACAGGCACAGUCAGGGCCAGUCGAUGAAGUGCAGUACACCACAUCUGUGAGCUCAGGACUUAAAUGUGAAGUGAACGAAAUCAAACAUACCCAAAGUGAGGAUUAUUCCUUUAUGCUUCCACUCUUAUCUGUGUGUAUCGACCUUUCUUUGUCUUCGUGAAACAGCAGGUGCAGAAAAGAGAGUCAAUGUUGUAGAUUUGAACUUUUUGCGAGUUAUGUGUAAAUCUUUAUCUGAAAUCAAAAGUAUCACUUCUUCGGAGUGUACAGCGUUGCAAACAGCUUUGAAUACAGAUAAAGGAGAGUUUAGAUAUUGGUGCAGUUUCUGAAAACCAGAUGUCUUCUACUCAGAUCUCACUGUGUUUUCUGUAGUUCAUCGAUUUUCACAUGAAAUCACUCUGCUUUCAGUGAUAUUGGAGAUAAGUCAUCGUUUUUGAAGCCAAAGCCGUCCAGGUCUUCAUCAGACACUGACGAAUCCUUGCGCAAGAUAAAACAAAACCUUUUUGGAAGUUGCUGGAGUAAUCGGUCUGUGCACAUGCCUCGACGUGCUCGUUACAAUUUGUAGCUAAUUACCCAGCCUUUUUUUCCGAAGUGUUUGAUCUUUGAAUCCUUGUCUUUGGUCGUCUGUAGGCGAUGAAGACUCACUUUUUACAGGCCGACUCCUCCUGAGUGUCGUUGUUAUGGAGCUGCUAAACUGCUGCCAGUGUUUUGUUGCAACACAGUCUAUUUUUAUUGAUACGGUUCCUCUCGCAGUGAAUUUAAGAAAGAAGAUAUAAACCUUGAACUUUCUGUCUUGAAACAUCGCGUCAAGGUUGUUAGAUGGUCAGUCAAUAAAUUGUCCUGUGUGACUGGCAGGAGAAUCUUAAGAAUGCUGAAAGCCUGGGAAGUUUGUCAGUGGACAGUCUGCAGGCCAAAGAGGUGGGCCUCUGUUUUAUUAGACAUGAGCGUGUCUUGGAAUGUGACCAUAAUGUACCUUUUGACUCCUCGAGCCAACAAGCAACGGCAAGUCCAAGGGCUCUCCAGUCCUUUAAAUUCUUCACGUGAAAAACAAUAUCCUCCUGGUGGUUUUAUCAUCUUAAAAUAGUUAACGUAACGCUGCUAAGACAGGUAGAUUCACAUGCUCUGUACACUGUUGUAUGUUAUUGAUGAUAACAUCUCUAACCACAACUUUAUUAUGUCCACACUGCUAUCGUCAAAGGUUUCCCACGACUGGAAGGAAACAGUGUGUGUAGCAGAUAAGUGUUGUCAGGGAGCAGGUGCAAUCACUGAUGUGUGAAGUCGAUGUAGACUCAACACUUUCUGCAGCUGCUUCUAAUAAAAACCCUCAAACCAUUGGGAUUAUUAAUGUCAAUGAUACCCUGAUUCAGUAGGAGUUUGAUUCACUUACUCUUGAUUUCAGUCUGAUUUUAUCUUAGAUCUUUAUCUUGGGUACUUUGCGCUUAGUAGAUGUCCCACACCUUUGUUGUCUGAUGUGGAGUGGUAUCGUUGCACAAUAUCGUUUGAGAUCAGUACUCAGUAAGGUGUCCCAAUACAACUUUUUUACUUUCAAUACGAUACCGAUAUUGUAGACUUACAAAUAUUGAUCUGAUAUUGUCACAAUAUUGCCCAUGACAAGUUUUGCACUCAACUGCAAUGUCUUUUUUGCACUUAGACGAAAAUUACUGCCACACGGCCAAUAUCACUCCUACUCCUUGCUACUUUGUUUGUACCGUAGUACACACUGUUGUUGUGAUCACGUGGGCUCUGCUAGAUAGAGGUGCCGGAGUGGAGUAUGGAAUGGACUGCUUGUAUCGCAGUGCUGAUAUCAGAGAUUUUAGAUGCAGGUCGAUAUAAUCCAAUAUUUAUUUUUUGGCUGACAUCUAGGUUUGCAAAAUUCUGGGAAUUUUUAAAGUUGGAAACUUUCCACGAAAAUUAAUGGGAAUACAUGGGAAUUAAUGGGUAUUAAUGGGAAUAAAUCUGAAAUUCACAAAACUGAUGGUUGGCCCUCAACAGGGAACUUAAAUAUAGUUAGGGAAAAUAUAUUGUAACAUAAUCUUGGCUAAAACAACCAGAUUUAAUGCAAGUACACCCCUCAAUCACGAAGACAUUGGAGCCCACAGACUAUAUGAAGUCAGUAAGUUUUGAUAGUAUUAUGGGGUAAAUAUAUUUGAUCUAUAAUCGUAUUAAUAUUUAACUUGCAAAAAUGAAAUAAAAAUAGGUGCUUCAUGUAAGCUAUUUUUCAUUUCAUUGACCAUUUAAGGGGCGAGCUAAUUAUGGUGGUGGUAGCGACCUCAAAUGUGAUUCUGAUUCUUCUGACUCCUGCAAGACGGUGUUCUGAAAGCAUACAAUCAUUUAUACAUCAGUUGUCAAAGAUUUUGAAGACCAUUCCAGUUGUUUAGCCAACUAUACUUCUGUUCAUGCCAUUGCAUUAGUGUUUUUACAAGCUUUUUUUGUGAUCUUAUUCUACAGUUUCCAAUUUGGAAUAUUUCCAAAAUUCCCCAGCUUUACUUCCCAUGGAAAGUUUCUGGAAGUUCUGGAAAAUUUUCCACUCUUAUGCAACCCUACUGAUAUCUGACCGAUAUCUGAUAUCAAUAUCGUAUCAGGACAACCCUGGUAUUCAGUCGUCAGCAUGUGAACUUUAUCUGCUUUCAAUCCUUCAAUAAAAUCCUCUCCAAGUCUAGAUGCUUGGAAUAAAGUAAAAAAACAAUGUUUUAUGUUUGACAAUCAUGAAUCAAAGGGAUGGAUUUCACAACCUCGAUUCCAAAAUCAAUGUGGAAAUGAUUAAAACAAUUUAUUUGGCAGUUUUCCACCGCGAUGGGGUAAAAGCAGAAGUCUGACAUCAAGGCUCCCUGUGCAUACUUUUGAGAACAUGCGUCAAAAAAGGAGUUGUUUAAAUCAGAAUCAGUCAAGAUCCCUGAGUAACAACAGUCCUGUGAACUGUGGUGGGUCUGCAUGGAGCGUAAAUAAUCAGGGCACAGUUUACAGUAGCUGUCACACGGCUCAAGGCGGCUGAUAUAACUGGCUAUCGUCACCAUUUCUUUUAAAACUCAGAGUAACCUCUGUGUGUACACUGCAAUAACUUCUUUCCACAGAAAAAUGCACCAACUAAGGACUGUCUCUACUUCAUAGCCUUUAACCCUUGUGUUCAUAUACUGUUACUAGAGAGUAUUACAGUUUUUUUUUUUUUACAUCUCCUCUUCCAAGCAAAUACAACUCACAAUCUCAUUUGAUGUUAUUUUUCUCUGUGCCAAUAGGACUGAAGCCGACUUUUUGGUUAGCUUACUGUCAAGGUGUCACCUUUGCUCCGGGGGAUCUUUGCAGACAGAACAGACAUGAAUCAUCAUAUCAAGCUUUCACAGUCAUAAAGAGUAAAUGAACUUGAUCCAAAUUUGAGGUUAAAAAGUUGAUCUGAAUCAUCAUUUUGAUUUGCGUCUCGGCUCGGGAUAAUUACACCUUAAAUUAAAGAAUAAUUGUAGCUCAGUUGCAGACACUUUGUCUAACCAGUCACACAUUGACUGUGUAGGACUCCAACUUUUAAUGAGGGCUUCUCUCCUGACAAAAAAAGUGAAAUUUGCGUCAGAGUUUUAAUCUCAACACCGUCUAAAUAACCUGCUUCUCAUAAAUUUACAGACAUUUUAUUACUUUAACGUGAACCUCAGUCUGCAUGAGCAUUAAAUAACUUUUUUCUUUCCCUGUGGUUUUUGUUGCAUUAAGUGAAACGGCCCACAAAGCUGCUGUUAAAAUAGGUCAAGUGGUACAAUUAGAGAAUUCAAGAACACAAUGUGCAAACCCAGGAGUGUUGUUUAGUGGUUUAUCCUAUGGCAGCAGAUUCUAAUUAGACUUUGUACAGAUUUUUUCCUCACAUAUAUAUUUGUGUAGAGUGAGCUCCAGCACCUUCAUGCCUCCUACUGCUGUUUUUCGGGAUAGAAAAAUGACACUACCGCACUUUUAAAAGGCACAUUUCACUAUAAAAAGAAAAAUCUCAGUGCUCAAACAAAAAUGUAAAAGUUUUAUGCAUUUUGUGUCAAAUGAAGUUAUUUUAAAUUUUAUCAGACAAUUUAGACAUGAAGAUUCUGCUACUUCGGGCCUCACAUUACACAACAGGAACUAGGGCUGGGCGAUAAACAAAAAAUAUGAUUUACCAAUCUGAUUUUUGACCACAAACCUCAUGGCUAUUUCUGAUAAGUUUACAGAUAAUUUUACCUUUAAGUGUCUUGAAAUGUGAAGUUUAUUCACACAAGAAGUUCAUUAAAUAAGUGCAUGACAAGUGUGCUACUUUGGCUCCACAUCCAGGUUCUUUUCUUGUCUGGGUCUGUUUUCUUGCACCACUUUGUCACACCUAAUGCCCCGCCCACAAUGCUCACCGAUUGGCUGAGUAGAACUGGUUAACUCCUGAUGAUGUUGAACAUUGCAGUAGGGCUGGCAAUAAACCGAAAAUUUACUGAUACCGAAAUUUACAAUGAUAACCGACAUCAUUUUGCCCAGAUCUUCAAAAAAUAGAUAAAUAAAAGUUGGUUUUGGAUGUGUGUAGGUAGGCUAUGGUCUCAUGUCCCUUUAAGACACUGUCCUACAUCAGAGACGUGACUCCACCCCAUCCAGUCUGUAACAAAGAGGGAAAGACAGGUGAGGAGAUGGAGGACGGUUCAAAAGUUGUAGCGGCUGAAGUCGACGAAGUUAAUGUGGGAGGGGGUGAGCAGCUUGUGGAGAAGUUAUCCUCCAUUUAUCGUUACCGAGGUGAACUGAUCAAUAUAUUGUGAUAUUGAUUUGAGGCCAUAUCGCCCAGCCCUAACAAGACCUGAUGCAGCAUCAGUUUAGUGACACUCAUCCCACCUCUCUCGGCUCGUUUGCAGCUUCUGAAAGACACUAAAAGACGUCUGCUUUGCAUCCUGGUCUGCUUUGCUUUUGUGGUCUGCAACUGUAUGUUUCCAAAAUCUCCGUAUACCAGCAAGAUGAUUCGAUGUGAUCAGUGUACUUUAUUUACAGUCAUAACACUUAAUAUGUGUGAGUACGAGUGUUUCAGGGAUGGCGGGGAUCCAGGCCAGCAGGGAUUUGUCUCUUUGUUUGAAGCUUGAGUUUAAUUUAAUUUGACACAUUGUGCAAUAAACCGCAGAGGGAGCAUCAAGAAAGGAUUCACAUUUACUGUAAAGCUAAAGAAUGUGUGUUGCCCUGCUGUAACCUUGCAUUGAUGGAUGGCUCUGUUAACCCCUGCAUCAUCACAGCAUGCUGCUUACCCUGGAGGCGAGUCAAACCUCUCACUUCCCCGAGUCUUUUAAACUCAAGUCUGGCCUCAGGCUGCUGGCUGUGUCUCCAAGACAAAAAAAAAAAAGAAGAGGGCCGGUGAGGUGUGUCUGUGAGAGUAGGUGGGGGGCAGGGGUCUAGCUCCAAAGCGACUGGCCACUUUCCAAGACUUAAAUAUAUCACUGGAGAUCGCAAGGGAGUGAAAAGUACAGAGCAUUUCUCUUCUUUAUACAUGCAGUCAAGGAAUAGAUGAUUUGGAAAAGUUGGACCUGUUGGUGUCGAAAUGAGUUAAGAUGUAUUCAAGGUCGGCGAGAAAAGAUGCCUUAAGGAAAUUUCGGUUCACAUGAGGUGUGCUUUUUCCUCCACUUCCUGCUUCUUCCCUUCCGUACGCCUUUCUCUUCCUACCACCCCUCAGGUAUUUGGCCACAUUCCGGCCCCGCAUACCACCUCUCAGCCCAUACAGCCGUGCAGCGCUAUUGGGUUACCGCAGCGUUACCUAAUAGGUCUGAUCCGCGCUCGAGAGCGGCAUAGCUGUAAGAUCGGCUUCCUUAUUAAGUCAAGGAGGCAGAGAAGUCUGAACCUCUAAACGUUUUUAAAAUGCAGACCAGAAUGUGAGCGCCAAAACUUUGCACCUACUGUACCUGUGAAUGACGGUGUUUUUCUCUCUGUGUAACCAAAGAUUUAGCUUCCAAUUGGAAACCUGCAAGAUAAAAGCUGCCUGAGUAGAAGCCUCCAAGUCCUCCCAUGGGUUAUUAAACGCCUAUGAACACUCAUCACGUACUAACAAGCCAUGACUGAUAGUUUCCUAGAACUUUAUCACGAAGGAGGGAUCUCGCUUCUGCAGGAAAUGUGUUUUCCAUUCAUAUCUUCCAUUCGCGGGGUUAGCGCUGGCCAUUUCACUCAACAUUUGGCUCAAGAGGAUUGAAAAAUAUAGAAAAAGAGAAACAGCUUUUGCAUUUCUCUGAGAUUCUUUUUUCAGAUCGUGUCUUGACGCAUCUCUUGGGUUUGAGUUUCAUGAGUUUCUUCCCAUCCUUCUGGAGCAAUUUGUAGCCGCUGCGGCGUACCUUUUGUAGUUUCUGCGGUAUUUAUUCCGCUGUUGAAUGGCGCAUUGUUUGUGAGAAAGGAGAAAACGAGGCCACACACUCAUAUGAACACCCACACACACCCACCUCAUCCUCUUUUCAAACUGGAGUCCACCUUCCUUUGCUGCCAGAAACGCUGCGGUGUUAAGUCUUUGCGUGUUUAUAGCACCCAAUUCUGGUGUCAGCGUGCUAAUCAGGUCUAAGGAUUUCUGUCAGUCACAGAAAAAUGGUCCAUUUACCCCUCCCUCGGCCCAUCUCUAAGUCCUGACUUUACUUUAUCUCUGCUCCCCCUCAGUGAGUCCAAAUGGCCAUAAGCUCAGCGUCUGAAGUCGGAGUGAGGGGUCAGCAUGCUUUCUCUGUCUCUGUCUCUCACAGACACACACACAGUGAAGUCGCCUUGGUGAAUAGUCACAGCUUGUGGGGAAUGCCUCGAAGUAGACAAUAGCUAUGUAUUCUUACUUACUGCUCCCACCGUCCAGCUGAAACACGGCAGGACUCUGAGAUCUAGUCUGUGUUCCCUCUCGGCUCAAAGUGUCCCUAACUAACUUGUUUUUCUCCUCUGACACAGACAUGAAUUAGAAAUAACGUCUGUGUUUGGUGGUUUUUAAACGAGAGCUGCUGACACUGAUAUGAAAGAGUGAAAUUUGGCAUCAAAAUGACCAAUUAACUCCUUAUUGUCAGCAGUAGGGCUGGGUGAUGAACCGAGAAUUUACCGAUACCAAAAUUCAUGACAACAACAAACUUCAUUUUGCCCAUAUUGGUAUAUUCAGUGUCAAAAAAUUAAAUAAAAGUUAUUUUGGAUGUGUGUAGGUAGGCUUUGGUCUCAUGUCCCUUUAAGACGCUGUCCUACAUCAGAGACGUGACUCCACCCCAUUCAGUUAAAGGAAAAAGGGAAAGACAGGUGAGGAGAUGGAGGACGGUUCAAAAGUUGUAGCAGCUGAAGUAGACGAAGUUAAUGUUGGAGGGGGUGAGCAGCUUGUGGAGUAGUUAUCGUCCAUUUAUCAUUAUCGAGGUGAACUGAUCAAUAUAUCGUGAUGUUGAUUUGAGGCCAUAUCGACCAGCCCUAAUCAGCAGCUAAUUACCUGCUGUUCAAACAGAAAUUUGAAUAAAUUAAAAAACUCAAAAAGGAGCCGAAAUUGAGCACAAUUUAUUAAAAGUUAUUGGGUGAAAUCUGGAGUAUUUUACUUCAGGAACAUGAAACAUGAGAUCACAGAGUCUGUGGGAAAAGUAUGUUGAAUUGGUUUAAUAAGUGUGGCUAACGUUAGCAGAGCUAGCACCAUCAGCUGUCAUUUCUCCUUGCAAGAUCUGUCAUCUCUGCUUGUUUACAUAAGGUGACCAUACGUCUUCUUGUACCCGGACAUGUCCUCUUUUUGGGGGCUGUCUGGCUUGUCUGGGGGAGUUCAUAAAAUCCUUCAAAUGUCUGGAGUUUUGAGUUUGUGUCGCGUGGACUAACUGAGUUAGAAGCGCGUAAAAAACACUCGAUCCGAUCCGAAAAACUCUCAAAAUUGACUAGGCGUGACUCCAUCACUCCGCCCCCGCGUAGUCAUGUCCUCUUUUUGGGGAUUCAGAAUGUUGUCACGCUACUUUACAUCCAGGUAGUCGAGCACUAUAGUCGUACUUUAGCAGAAGCCACUUACUAGGGUGACAGCUCCAGCUAGUGGACAAUAGAUGCACUGCAGCACAGACAUGACAUAUGACUGGCAUACCACAUGUGUAUCAGAAUAAGUAGUUCUUGAGCGAACGUGCAAAUCUGUUGUACUGAUAUUGGAAAUGUAGAAGUACGUGCUGAGGCACUGUGCAUAGCUGCUAAUUUACUCUCUGGAUUAAUUGCUAAUAAUUAACUAUAAUCAACACUUAACAUCUUGGGAGGUGAUCACUUUAGACCUUAGGAAACAACAAAAGAAAAGCAGACAGCAUUGCAAACUGUUCCAGAACCAGCCACAGGGCAGACACUUCUGUUUGUGUAUCUGAAGAGGCAUUAAAGAGAAGUAAGUGCGUUUCUUUUCUGCAGCCCUGGUGGCAGUUUCCAUGUUGUGGUGAGUGACCCACUUCUGCUGAAUAACAGUGUAGGAAUGUGUUGGUUGUUCCGCUCUGUACUUUUGGGUCGUACCCGCUCAGUUCUGUCAAAUCUUUGAAGAUGAAAGGACGCAGCCCUCCCAGCUCGUCUGUCGUCUUCAAGGACAGUCUGUGCACAUGAAAGUGUCCUCCACACCCAUGGCGUUUCUACUCGGACCAGGUCAUAAAAGUCAACUUGCAAAGGACAGAAAGAGGGACAAGUAAAGAGUGCAGGUAUUCAGAUGACCGGACUUGUACACCCCACCCACACUUUAAAAGGAUGUAUUGUGUCUGGCAGGACUCUUCCUGUCCUUUACAGCCGCCUUGUAAGGUUGUGGUGAUGUUUGAUUUGUUUGUGUCGUUCAUUUAAACUGCAUGUAGAGCUGUCUGCGAAACACAGCUGUAGAGCAAGGCUGAAUGUGAAACUCUUUUAAUAUCCAUCAUGUUCCAAAGUGGCAUAAAAUACUUGGUCUGGUUGUUGCUUUAUACUUAAUUUCUCUCUUUAUUAUUAUGCAAGAAGCUGCAGAUGUCAGCCAGCUUCACUUCCUGUGUACCUCUGAGAUGUUUUUGCUUCACAUCUGGCCUUUCGGAAAUAAAAAACAUGCUCAGUUGGACGGAGGUCAGGUGAUUAACCUCAGCAAGUUCAGGCCAGAUGAGGACAUCUUACUAUUGAUGAAUAAACGUUUCCUCUAUUGGGCUUAAAAUGAGGGUUCCAGCUUGACAUUUUUGGACCAAAUCUUAAACACAAAUGAGUCACCAGUGGUUAAUUUUCGAUAUCCCAGGAGCCUCGAUAAUGGACAUGCGCUGAAAUAAACCAUAAAGAUAAACUUACAAGCUGUCAAGGUUUAGUUUGAUUAUUACCUGCACAGUUUACUCCAAACUUUUGUUAGACAGUGAUGGAGUUUCCUGAAGUGAUGGACAUCUUUUCUGACCUCCAGUCUGACAAGAAACCUGGGCAGAAAAAAGGAAGUUUGGUUUAUUAGACAUUGACAAGUAGGCUGGUUAUCAGCGGCAUUUUCAGGCUGUUUAUAGACGAAAAUUAAAGCUACAUUCUCAUUGGACAGUUAUGAUGUAAAACUUUCAACCCUUUUGUUCUUCACUCAAACUUUUUAAGCAAACUUCCAAAUCUCUGUCAGGAGUUUAUUUUGUAUAACUACCUGCUCACUUUUAUGAAAGCGUAUGGCAUUCACCAAACAAAAACAAACAAACAAAAAAAGUCUAUUUUUCAGAGUAUUUUUUUCUGUUUUUCAGAGUAAUUUUUUUCAGUUUUUCGGACUAAGUUUUUCUAUUUUUUUAAAGUAUUUUUUUUCUUUUUUUUUUAGAAUUUUUUUUCUUUUCUUAAAGUAUUUUUUUCUGUUUUUUGGACUUUUUUCUUAUUUUUUAAUUUUUUUUUCUGUUUUUUAGAGUAAUUUUUUUCUGUUUUUUAAAGUAUUUUUUUCUGUUUUUCUGACAUUUUUUUUCUUUUUUUUUAGGUUUUUUUCUGUUUUUUAAAGUAUUUUUUUUCCCGUUUUUUAGAGUAAUUUCUUUUUCUUUGUGUUUUCUGGAUUUUUUUGGUUUUGUUUUGUUUUUCAGACUUAUUGUUUUUUUUUUUUUUUUUGUAAGUGAAUGCAAUACUCUUCCGUACACUAUCAUGUCAAGUAUCCCUCACAUGAACUCUAUGACCUACAGUCAUGUAAUGGAAAUUCGUCCUUUUCUAAUUCAACAGACACAUUUGACGUCAUGCAUAAUGUUACUUAUUAGUUUAUUUUAAUUGAUGUGAUAAAUGUUGUAUUUGCAGUUGCCCGUGGUUAUUUCCAAGCAGUAGGAAUUAUAGAGAAAUCAAUAUGACCCAAAUUCUUGGCUUAAAAAAAAUUCUGCAGCCAUCUGUAGACAUUUAUCCACAUGACUAAUGCAAAGCUAUGAUGAAGGAAAUCCCUGUACGUCUGUUUUAGAGAUUUAGGCCCGUAGUAAUCAGCAUUAUAUGUCUGGUGGGUGACAAAUUCCUACACAACCUCGCUUGUUCUGUCUCCCCUUCCUCCCACACUGCCCGCUUUUUUCAGUCCUGGUGCUUAGUGAAAGUGUAACGGAUGUGAAAUAAAUCAUGUGUGGUUUGAAAACUUCCUCCAUUUUUCCCCUCUCCCAAAUCCCUCAGAAAUCUCUCAGACAUGCUGAAUCAAUCACUGACAUUUGAUUCUGGGACUCCCCUCGCUCGUCAGUUUGCAGAAGAAGAGAUCCAUUAUUUGCAGCAGGUUUUCCUUCUGAGAGGAACAUCAGGAGGCGUUCGCGGUGACUCACCUUGCUCCCUGAUAUUCUCAUCUGUGACUCAGGGCCAAAGUUUUUGAGAUCUACUUUUGUUUAGUGCCUCCUCGUUUAAUGUUUAGGAAGUUUCAGAGAUGUGAAGUGAUUAAAAAAAGAGACUGUUGUUCUGACUGAAGCGCUGUUGAAGUGCCAGUGAUUGCAAGAGUGUAAUAAAGUCGACUUGUUUGUAUUAAAUGUUAACAGAUGUAGCUGUUUCUGUAUCUCACGACGGAGCUGAGUCAGGCUGGCUUGUUUCAAGGAGUCCGUAGGUGGUAGAAAUCUCCACCCUCUUUGACUGACCACACAAAAACCCGGCCCAGGGGCGAUGCUUUUGGUGCGCCUGCCUGCCUGCCGUUCCUCUUUCACAUGCAGUAUUUUCGGUUCUGCAAAGCUUGAACCAACAUGAUUGGAAUGUCUUUUUUUUUUCUCCCCUUUGUCCCCCCUUUUUUUGUCGUGAAGCUCCUUUUGUUCUAAUGGGUUAAUUUAAGAAGAAUGUUUUCACUUUGGGGUUUGGAGCCGAGGCUGGGGGUGUUGUUUAGGGCCGUGAGUGAGAUGGAAAUGACACAGAGACUCUUGUUUGUGAGAUAGUCGGUCACUGUUUAUUAUUUGGUUAAGUCUUGUCCCUCAAGGUUUUCUCUCAUAAAAGAAGGACAGUUUUCUCGAAUACUUACACAGCAUUUUAAAGACACUCUUCUUUGUUAGUAUCAAGUCCUUCCUGUGGUUUAGGAGAAUAAAAAUGGACAAGACAAAAAAUGACCUGCAAGGCCUUCACUUUAGACCACUAAGUUGAAUGUCACAGUUGAUGCAACAUUUUGACAAUAAACUGCAAAAAGAGUGAGAAAUCUCUCAUCCCUACUAUAUUUACUGAGAGGGACAGACGCAAAACAGCGACCAGGAGGAAAACAAAGCAACAUGAAUUACUGCAGAGUGAGACAUCGUCUUUGCUGAGUUGAUCACAUGCAAAAGAGUAACUGGAGAGUGAUAGGUUAACAUAACAUGGUAACAUAGCAGCGCAUGAUGCAGCAGCUUAAUAUUAACACUGCAUAGGAAAGGGCUGCAUGAAAAAUCUGCAAAAUGAACCUGUGCUGUCGUGAUGCAUGAACAUUUUAAGAGAGGACAUGCUGGACGUCUCUCUCUUGUAAAAAUCAUCUGACAUUUAACUCAACAGCCCAAAGUUAGAGUUGUAACUUAAAGUCUUACACAAAUUACACCUCCGCACCUGUUUUUCGCCUCUCUUCCCUCACCAAAUAUCAGCUGUUAGGCUUCAGUUAUUGUGCCGUUUGUUGCACGAUUAGUUAAUUAGUUGCUUCAAUAACUCGUGGCAUUUUAAAUAGUCAUUGGGUGCAGCACUAGUUAAAAAGAGAGACGCAUUACCAAACUUCCUUCCUGGUUAGGGCUGUCCAGAUACAGAUAUUGGUCCGAUAUCAGCCGAAAAACAAAUAUCGGAUUAUAUCGGCCUGAAUCUAAAAUCUCUGAUAUCAGCACUGCGAUACAAGCAGUCCAUUCCAGACUCCACUCAGGCACCUCUAGCUAACAGCACCCGGAUCCAGCAUGUAGAGCCCAUGUGAUCACAACAACAGUGUGUACUAAUGUACUAACAAAGUACCAAGGAGUAGGAGUGAUGUCAGCUGUGUGGCAGUAUUUUUUGUUAAAGUCCGAAAAAGACAUUGCAGCUGAGUGCAAAACUUCUCAUGCACAAGAUUGUAUCGGCCGAUACUGAAGGCUACAAAAUCGGUAUAGUCUCGGAAGUAAAAAAGUCGUAUUGGGACACCCCUACUCCUGGUAGCUCAGGUCAUCUCAGCUGUUUUUUUUUUGCAGAGUGAUUGAAACCCUCAGGACUUUAGAGGAGAUUAAUUGGACACCUCUGUUUGGCUAUAUUGGAGUAUAUUGGGGAAUGUAUCGGCCUACUCCUUAGCAACCUAUCUGCAGAAAAAAAUGCUAUCACCACGAGCAAUGAUGUAACAAACUAAUUGUCUGCAGUUUAACUAGAACUAAAGAAAUCAUCUGCAGCUACAGUGAUAUAAAACGGACAAAUAAAGAACCGAAAGCAUCUUUCCUGGUUUUAGUUAAACUAUAAGUUUGUCUGCAGAAAAAGUUAUCUAACGGUCAUCUGUGAAGGUUUUUAUGUCUCCUUGAAACAGGAAACCUGAAAAAAUGUGUUUUUUCCGCUUUUUUAUGAGCUGGUUCGUCUGUGUGCCUCAUUAGGGGAAAAUAAAUCUGUCUUUUCAAAGCUGAUGAAAAAGGAGAAAGAAUAAAACUCAAGCUAAGCAAAGUGAGGAACACCGUCUGUCUUGGUUUCUUCUUGUGUGUUCCCAAGUGUUUCAAAGGUUAACCGUCUACAGUUUCCUGAUAUUACUGUUUACACAUCGUCUACCAGCCAUGAGAAGCACUUUUCAUUCAGUUAAUAAAUACCUCUCACUCUCAAUUACAUGUUUACAGAGUUCUUUCUGUUGAUCGAGUCAUUAAGUGAAAGUAAAUGAGCCUUACACACUUAAAAUGAUCAUCAACUGAACCACACGCUUACAACUGCUGUCAUUAUAAAGAUAACAGAAAAGAAUAACUUAUAAAUCACCGAGUAAUAUUUAGUUGAACAUGACUGAGGUGGUUUUUGGCAUCUUGAAGUUACUGAAAAUUAAGGUAUAAUUGAAUCUAAGAGUUUAUUUUCCCGCCCUAGAGGAGCUUCGACCACGUUUUGCAGUUGUACUCUCAUUUCUGUGGUCUAAUUAGUUGUGAUAAUGACUCAGCAUUAUUAUAAAGUUGUAUUCCCACUGUCUUUGUGUGCUUGUAUUGUCUUGUUCUUGCAUGAUUACUUACGGUGGAUCAUGGAGAAGACGUUUCUCUGCUCUCUUUGAAAUCCCUCAUUAUGAAAACGCUGUGUUCAGUGUCCCCGGUGAACCCUGUUGCUUUUUGCAUGUCCUGAAAUAUUCCCCUUAAGGAAGAGUCACUCUGUCGUCCAAGUUUGUAACCCUCUCGUUGCAACACACUGGAAAAGUCCCUGAAAUACCCUUUGCUGUGCUGUUUUGAUGGUUAUUGAGCUCUUAGAGGAACAGAUGCUUGUGAAUGUAUAAAUGUAAUGCAUAAAUGAGUGAGAAAAAACAAACAGACCCUAAUUUUGUUUGUUAAAUAUUUAUAUGUUGGUAUUUUAGAGCAACAGCAGGGAGGCUUGUAAGCUUUGCUAAAUGAGUCUAAAAGUCAGAUCCGAUUUACUUUGACAUCUUUAAUUAGCUGUAGAGGCUUAUUUUCCCACAGAAUGAACUGACUAGAUAAAUACACUGAUGAUCACACUGAAUUAGGCAUUUUUAUGCUGUAAUCGUUGUUUUUCUGAAGUUGUUUGGCAAACACAGCAUAUCAGGAGGGGCUGUGAGUGUAACAGGCACUAACCGAAGCACAGCUGAUAGGGGUGUGUCGUAUAUCGUCAAAGAUAAUCUCUCAAUUGUUGUUUUAACAAUGUGUGGAAAUAACAGUAUCGAGAGUGUCCUUAUUUUUGCAAAAAACAGUCCAAACAGGCCUCAAGAGUCUACUGGAUAUGAUCAGGACUAGUAGUGCAGAAGCUUAGCUGACCAGAAGAUAAAACUCAAUCACAACCAAAUAAACUGAAUUUUUGAUUAAAUGGAUUUACAAGAAAGCUUGAGGUCUAGACUUUUGAUCUUUGACAGACAGGUAAUUUCUAGGUCUUCUGUUGAGUGGCUUCCCUGUAAGGCUGGGCGAUAUGACCUCAAAUCAAUAUCACGAUAAAUUGAGCAGUUCACCUCGAUAACGGUAAAUGGACGAUAACUACUCCACAAGCUGCUCACCCCCUCCCACAUUAACUUCGUCUACUUCAGCUGCUACAACUUUUGAACCGUCCUCCAUCUCCUCACCUGUCUUUCCCUCUUUGUUACGGACUGGAUGGGGUGGAGUCACGUCUCUGAUGUAGGACAGAGUCUUAAAGGGACAUGAGACCAUAGCCUACCUACACACAUCCAAAACCAACUUUUAGUUAUUUAAUUUUUGGAAACCGAAUAUACCGAUAUGGGCAAAAUGACGCUGGUUAUUGUCGUAAAUUUCAGUAUGGGUAAAUUUUCGGUUUAUUGCCCAGCCCUAGUCCACACAUUUACUGUAUAUGAUCAGGACUAGAAGUGCAGAAGCUUAGCUGACCAGGAGAUAAAACACACUCACAACACAAAUGAAUUGAAUUAUUGAUUAAAUAGACUCACAAGACAGCUCAAUAUCUAGACUUUUGAUCUUUGACAGACAGGUGAUUUCUAGGUGUUAUGUUGGGUGGCCAGAUUGACAGCCAAUCUCAAUAAGUAUCACCCUAUCAUAAUCAGAUUUUAUUACUGAUACUUUACAGGAUACUACGUCAUUAUAAAACAGAUUGCCAAGUCUCAAUUUCCUAUGUUUGAUGUAUUCAGAGAAUAGCAAAUCGAGGUCAGUAACAGAGUGUCAUAAUUUCAUGCUGAUGAUGUGAUUAUCCGCCCUUGAACCUCCUCCAGAAAAAACAAAUAGUUUAAUUUUAUUUCAUGCUCCUCUCUUUGUAAUUGACCAAUUUAGGUCACUAAAUGCUUGGUGGGCUGAGUAAAGCUUCUGGAAAUGACUCCUUUUCACUGGCAUGGUCACAGAAGAAUGCUCCUCUCACGGCCACGGUCCCAGGACCUUUUGAUUUAAACACAUGCCUCGCUCACUUUGGGAUUAAGAGGCUGAGGAAAUGGCCUGUUUGGAGUUACCCAAUGAUUUGUAAAGUCUAAGGCUUAAUUCCUGCCCAUUUAGCAUCAACUGGACUCACUGACUUGUGUAACUGCGAGUGCUCAGACAUUAGGACACACACUCAAAAGCCUAAUAGUGUAAAACCAGACUUAGUCACCCAUGGUUUUAUACACUGUUUUCUCCUAGCUUGGUGUUUCCUAACUGAUGAUGUUGGCUUGCACAGACAGCGUCCAGAGAUCGGCGUAAAUGUUUUCAAGGCUCGAAAUAUUUGAAAAUUCUCUUGCACGAAAAGUCUAUUUCCGUCUGGUAAUGGAGAUGUCUGGAUUUCCCCUCCAUCUGUUAGCAAGCAGGAGAAAUUUCCGAUUUGCCCGUCUUGAAGCCGACUCAAAAGCAGAGUUUGACUCACUGAUGCGUGAGUCAGUGAGAGGAAAUAAACACCGUCUGAGUCUUAACAGACGAAGCCGAUUUAUCCAGAAAUUUUAUAAUCAGACUUCGACAGCAUGUGUGUGAAGUUCGAUACAUAAGACAAAGACGUCUGGUAGUGCGCGCAAAGUGUGAGGCGUAUAUAAACAGCCACCAGCGAUACCGCAGAUCUUUGAGAGGAAUGAUAAAAGAAACACUCCUGUGGAUUCAUGUCUCAGCGCAUCACCGUCUCAAUCCGUUCCUGGCAAAGAGAUGAUGGUUGGUUUGUACUGAAGCCAAAUCGACAAGCCUGCCAGCAAACUUUUUUAACAUGGGUGAGAAACAUUAAAGAAAUCACCAUCAGGAAAAGCAAAAUACUUUGACAGGAUGUUGUCAAAGUGCGUGUUGACGGGAAGAGGACCAAUUUUGGGUUGAAUCAGCAUAAAACAGGGACAUGCAACCCACAUGAAAGGGAACCUGACCACAAAAAUGAGACUAUUUUGGUUAAUAUGUUAAUUUUGUCCUUCAGGAAACCCACAUGAAUGUUGUUAUUUUUCCUAUUCAUGCGAAGGUUUAUCUUUCGGACCUGGAGGAUGCUCUUUGUCCUACAUCUUGCUUCAUUUACUUUGGCGCCUUUCACCAUGUUGCAAAGAUCUCGAUGUUGAUUGAAGGCAGCAACGUGAGGCAACUAGAUUGACAGAUAGUGGAUUUUCAGGGCCGAUACUGGUAACUCAGGGUGACCGUAUGUCCACUUUUACCCAGACAUGUCCUCUUUUUUGGGGGCUGUCCAACGUGUCCCGCCUUGUCCUGAGAAGUUUAUAAAAUCCUUCGUAUGUCCAGGGUUUUGUAGAGACGUUUUGAGUUUGUGUCAUGUGAAGUUAGAAGCGCAUAAAAGACACUCGAUCCGACCCGAAAAACUCUCAAAAUUAACUACAUGCGACUCUGUGACUCCUCCCCCGUGUAGCCGUGUCCUUUUUUGGGGGGAUUCAGAAUAUGGUCACCCUAGGUUACUGAUAUUUGGAGCCAAUAUGCAUUGACAGUAAAAAUGAAAAACUUCAAAUUUGAUCAUUGUAGACCUCAAAACAGAACUUUACCGUCUUUUGAAAUGGUCGAUCGAUACCAAAAUGUUCAAUAUCAUCAAGAGUUAAUCAGUUUCACUUAACCAAUCAAUUAGCAUUGUGGGCAGUGGGGCUGGGCGAUACGGCCUCAAAUCAAUAUCACGAUAUAUUGAGCAGUUCACCUCAAUAACGAUAAAUGGAUGAUAACUACUCCACGUUAACUUUGUCUACUUAAGCCGCUACAACUUUUGAACCGUCCUCCAUCUCCUCACCUGUCUUUCCCUCUUUUGUUACGGAUUGGAUGGGGUGGAGUCACGUCUCUGAUGUAGAACAGCAUCUUAAAGGGACAUGAGACCAUAGCCUACCUACACACAUCCAAAACCAACUUUAUUUAUUUAUUUUUCACCAAUAUGGGCAAAAUAAUGUCAGUUAUUGUCGUAAAUUUCGGUGUAAAUUUUCGGUUCAUUGCCCAGCCCUACCCUACUGAUUAGUUUUAUUUAGCCAAUCAGUUUGCAUUGUUAGUGUGACACUUACAUUAAGUGUGACAAAGUGAUGCAAAAAAACACAGACCCAGACAAGAAGAGAACCUGGAUGUGGAGCCAGAGUUGCACAAUUUAGAUGCAUUUAUUUAAUUGUCUUUUUGUGUGAAUAAACUUCACAUUUCAAGACACUUAAAGGUAAAAAUUAUCUUUUAACUUAUCAGAAAUAGCCAUGAGGUUCGUGGUCAAAAAUAAAAAUCACCACAUCAUGCACACCUAUUAAUUCUCCAGUGUUUGUCAUUCAUCGUGCUCAGGAUCAAGAGUUUGACCUGUGCAUAAUUUCUUGAGAAAUAAACUUUAUACAUAAGUUCUGGUAACCCUCAUACUUUGUCCCCGUUUCAUCUGGGAACGGAUAAUAAUAAAAACAAACACCCUCGCAAAAAUAAACACGCCAGCAAAUAUAUCCUCAGGGGACAGACGCAGUGUGUACAUUAGCAUAGACAUGACACAGAAGAAUAGACUCAACCUUUUCAAAAGAGAAACAAGAGGUCAGGGGAUUGUUUGAAGAUGUGAUUUUUCUUUUUCCAUUUCCAAGCAGUCAUUUAUAGAUGCCUCUCAAAGAAGGAUCUGGAUGAUUUGUUCCUUUCUGCCCAUCCGGUUAUGGAUCCUAAUCCCCAAAGUCAACAGUUCUAAUGCGGGACUUCCGAUCUCCUCGUUGUUUCAUCUUUGUGGGAAGUGGGAAUGACAGCGCUGUCAUCACCCACCAGCUGGCCAAGCCUGUCCCCAAACGCAGCUCUGUAACCGAUCAGGAAGCAGCCAGCAGGAAUCCGGUUUGAUCAGUGAGGAUUCUGUGUUUCCAAACCGUGGUUCAGUCAUUAAUUUGGGGAUUUUUUUUAAGUUAAUAAUGGCUUUUGUCAGAAUCUGACACUUCUUUUACGAGGUGAGAAAAUAUAGCUCAGCGUUCGGCCUCUAAAUUGGACCCCUUGGCCUCUUUCAUGUGUGUCAAAUGUCUGAAGCAGGAAAAGUUCAGACUUGUAGUGCACUGUCCUGUGAGGCCGUCACAGCUGGUAUGUGCCAUUCCUCCACUAACCUCUCCACCUCCAGAUUUUCAGCUGGUGUUUACUUGUGGAAAAACAAAAUAGAAGCUAUUUCCUCUGUCUUCAAGGGACUGUUAAUGCGAUGCAGCUCUGAAAAGAAAACUCAAACAGGCCGAACACUUUAAGGGUGGCGUUCACGUAGUCCGACACCGAUUGUCUGCUCUGCAUCCGGUUGUGUUUGGCUGACUUGCCCAUUUUUAAAGCCACAGCAGGAAAAAGUAAAGAAAUAAAUGAGCGUGAAAGACCAAGAAAAGUGAAGUGAUUGAUUCACCCUCAACCUGGUAAUGACCCUUCAGCCAUUUAUCAUGCGCAGCUCCAGUUGGAGGUUAAGUGCCUUGCUUAAGGACAUCUUUUUGCUAGUUCUUUUCAGGAGAUGACACUGUCACUCCUCUGUUCCUCCAAUCCACACUUUUCCAGCUGGUCUCUGGAGUCAAACUCAUAACCCUCCAGCUAAAAACGCCUGAUUCUUCUCCCUGUAGCCACCUGGUGCCUGCUAAUGACCCCGCUCUCAAACCACAGAGAGAAGAAAAACACCACUUUUACCACCAGUAUUUGCUAAUAACACCAUAUCUGAUGUCAUUAUUCCUGCCGCAUGUGUGCACAGCGAGUUCGCGGUUGUUUUUCCCCUUCUUAAGCUGGUCAUCAAACUCGGAUAUUCGGCUGUAAAUAUGUAGCUAACCUGAUUGGGACAUGUCCAACCCCCCUGACCCUCUAACCCAACCCUUAUUAGACAAGCACUGUGUCUGGAUUCCAGGUGUGGGAGAGUCCCUCUUCAUUCUUUUCAGGUCUACAAAGCAGGUAAAUGAUUUGUCAAAGUGGGGCGACUCUUCAUUUCAAGUUCAACUGAAGACCCGCCACAGAAGUGAGGCUGUGUCUAGAUACUUUUAGGCUCUGAGUAGACUUCAUACCUUGAACUUUUUUAACUAUUUGACUCUGACAUAUAGAUCUCGUUAGAAAAAUGGAUCAAAUACUUUUAGAUUUACUUAAUUUUUAUGUUAAUUUGACACCUCUUGGAAUAAACUUUAGUGUGUAGAAAUGAGAAUAUUUAGUAAUAUUUAGAUCCUAGAUUAAAAGGCUCUCUUGCUACAUCUUCUAGACGUCAAGUUUAUUUUUAGACCUAAUUUCAACCAUCUAGAUUCCGUAUAUUUUUAGACAGGAUUUAGACGUUGCUCUUUAACCCAUUAUUCGAUAACUUUUUAUUUCAAAAAGCAACUGUGAGUUGCUUAACUGAUCUCCAAUUACUUAACCAAAGUAAUAAUGACAGCCGUUGAGCAACAUACAGUGUAGACCUCUGUUAGACUUUUGAUUUUAGACCUGUGGUAGCCUGAUUUUAGACCUGUCUACAUUUAGACGUCUAUUAGACCUCUUAUAGACCAAUAAAAUGCUCAGUAGUAGUGGUGGAGUUAUGGUGGCCUUUAAUGACAAAAAGCUCCUCCAUUUGUCUACAUUUUACCAUCAAAAGCAUCUAUCAAACAUAUUAGUUUGUCCACAAUAACAACCGUUGGUAACGCCUAUCUCUAUAACACAUUAUAAAUGUAUGUAUAAUAUGUUAUAAUCACAUUAUAGCUCUGUGUAACUGUAGUUAUAAACACUCAUAAAUGAUCAUAAUCCUUUUUAUCAUGACUUAGAAGGUCAGGUAAUUAUAGUGUCUAAUAACUGUUAACAACAGGUGCAUUGCAUUAUCUAUGUGGGCAUUGUCAGUGAGUUGUUAACAGUUAUAACAUUAUGAUACCUGACCUUGUUAGUCAUGAUAAAUGCUUUAUAAUGUGUUAUGAUUAUUAGUGUAAGUGUUUAUAGCUAUAGUUAUACAGUGAUAUAAUGUGAUUAUUACGCAUUAUACAUUUAUUUAUAAUCAGACAGGCGUCAAAUAAAGUUUUACCAAACCGUUUUUCCACUCAGUGAUAUUGUGGAAACAUGAUGCUGCAGAUAUAGGAAGCUCAUUUACAUGACCUUCAUGUGAUUGUACACCAAUCUGAAUAUUAUAUAAUUUCUGCUGAGUCUGUUCUGCCAAAAGCUGCUAAAAACUACACACUGCACCUUUAAUUAUUAAGCUUUAAGUGGAAGUUUGGGAUCAUUUACAAACUGUUAAAGACACAUGCUGUCUUACAAAAGAUGAACCGGUAGAAAAUAUGAAAUUUUCUAUAUUUGUUUUAAAAUAAAGGUAGGUUUUGUUGGAAAAGGGUUUGAAUCGGAUCCUUCUUAUCUGAAACUUCUGUCUGACACGUGGCUGAACUGCUGGAUUCUGGGACUAAAUAUUUAGGCUUUGUUUCCUACGAUACAGGAUGGACUUUGUCAUCCUGUUUGCCUGCCCCACCUGUCUUUCGUUUGAUAUCUGCGGGUUGCCAUGCGUGUGUGUGCAUGCUAAUGGCUGUUGUGUGACCUGAGUGGGCCGUGGACUGUAAUGAGGUCAGUGUCCCGUUGAACCUCAUCAUGAACCCUGCAGAGGUUUCGUCUCCCUCUGCUGGUGAGAAUGGGAAACUUUGUGCUGUGAUAUCAACAGUGCAGGUGUGUGUCGAUGGUUCUCCUGCAGGCCUGGCCACCACUUCGCUGCAGCUGGUGAAAAUAAACACUCUCUAAUGAGAUUAUUAUCUUAGUGAGCAACAUAUUAAACUGAGAGUGUGUUAUACAGUCACUUCCUAUUACCUAACCAAUGCACACAACCAUCCUUGAAUGUCAACAUCCACUUUUCUAAGCUUUUAUUUUUUUAAACGUGUUUAUUUUCUGAGUAUUUUGCCCUACGUGUCUUAUCUGUGACUAGCUGCUGUUUGCUGCUGACAGGCCUGCGGACAAAGUGUUUGAUUUUCCACAGGUGUGUUUUUGUUAGGGGGGUAAUCGCCACAUUUCAAGUGAGGUUUUCUUUUGUCCAUAUGAUGUUGUCUUUAUAAGCAGGUGUAUGGGACUGUGUGUUUGAAGAACUUAAAGGUUGACCGACCUCACUGCACCUGAAAUAAAUAGAGCAGGAUUAUCAUGUGUGUUUUAAUGAAAAAUAUUUGAUCAUUUGAUUCAUUUAGAAAAAUUGCUGUGUGUCAAUUAUCCGUUACUAUAUAUAUAAUUGACUUGAUGGUGGAUUAAGAUUGGAUAAGAACUGUUUUUUUUUUUCUUACUAGCUGAGACUCAAUCUGAUCUUCAUGUUGGGUCUUUGUAGUUAAUAAUAAGUGUACUCUUGACCUUUUUAUUAGUAUUUUUUAAUAGUAUAUGUUAGGGUCUGACUUGGCACUGCUGCAUAGUUUGUAGAGGUAUUUAUUUUUUUAGUAUUUAUUCAUUUUCAUCAGGCUUUUCUCUAUUUAAUCGUGUCCUUAUCUUUUAUUGUACCACUUUUAAAUCAUGUUUCAUGCGUUUGUUGUGUAUCUGGUGUUGAGUUUAUGUUUUUCUGAUGUCUCCAUGCUGUUUGUUGUCUGUAUGAGUUUUCUUGUCCUGGUGGUGAAACAGUUUCCCUCAUGCAGGAUCAAUAAAGUCUACCUUAUCUUACCUGUUGCCAUGUAAGGUAUAAAUAAAAAGUGACAAAGGUUUCAAUCAAGAUCAAUUGUUGUGUAAAAACAGGAUAUCUUUCAUGGCUCACUACAGUUUUAGUUGUAGUUUCCUGUUGGGACAGUAGAGGGAGCUGUUUCCUACAGCUAUGCUUCACCACCGCACAUCAUCCUCUCCCUAACUCCUGCCUUAUGCAGCUGUAUGACUCUUUAAGUCUGCAGUAACAUCUGUGUCUCCUAUAGGUUCCACACACAGGAAGUGGAUUAAUUCUUCCUUUCCAACAUUGCCAACAAACACCUCUUAUAGAGGGCGCUAACGCCGUGAUUGUAUGCAAGCUCUUGAUAAACAUCUUCAAACCAUCAACACGACUUUGCGAGGCACUUAGUGUCUGCAAACACACUGUUGGGCGGUAAACAACCAUUAAAGUGAAGUUCUGUGUUUGCAGAUGUAGCUCGGGUCUCGUGAAGUUCGUUUUGCACAGACAUAUUGGUACCAUGUCUGUCAUUAGCAAAGACAACACCUCCCAGGCAGUGUAGCCCGGUUACAGUCGAGUCAUUUCCGGCCUGACAGUACGGUAAUUAGCGGAGUCGUUACAGGUAUUAGGACUUUUCAUGUAGAACUUUUGGAGGGGCGAGUUUAACUGACAGUCGGUGUGAAAUGUUCAGCUCACGUCAUGUUUGAAGUCACAGCACUUCCUGAGAUCUUUAUUUUAAUCAGUGUUUGGGUCGUGACAGUUUGACAACACGGUUUAUAAAGUUAUGACAACAGGCCCGCAGGUCUGUCUCGAUGGAUUGAGGUUUUAGUUUACUCGCAUUAAUCCCUGUUUUAUUAUUCUAAUCAGAAGCAGUUCCCAAAACAUGUUUAUGGAGUCUGUAAGAUCUCGAGCCAAAAGAUCAACAACGAACGAAUCAGUCACGGUCUUUUAGACUGAGUUGAAGAUAUAUGUUCACACGGUGAAAUGUCAAACUUUUAUUUUCCCUCCUUUAUUUAGUGAAACAUUACAUUUCUAAGCUGCAGCAGAGAUAGUUCGUACUCUGCGCCUGUCUUCUUUCCCUCGUACAGUAAAUCCUCGAUCUCUCUCUGAUACUGUAACCAUAGUUUAGGCACCACAGGCUACAUAUUCUCCUGUUGUUAUGGAAUGUGUCUUAUUCAGAGUGACAGCCAAGCUGUUUCUGCUUGCCUGAGCAGGACUGAGAAGAACCCUGCAGGGCUCUGUCUGUCUGUCUGUCUCUUUCCACAGGAUACCGGAUUGUCCUGUGGAAACGCUUCAAAGACGCAGCGCAGCACUCUCUGAAGAGGCUUUCAGCAGUUUUUAAAACUCGCUCCUAUAUUCAGUCCCUGCUGAGAUUUGAUGGAAGUGUAUGACAACUGAACGCUUCAUUUGGCAUGUGAAGAGGUUCCAGAUUAGAUAUUAAAGUUGUAGUUAGUGUUUGGUACAUUUUAACUAGUCAUUAAUGGGGGGUUUCCAAAACCCUAAAUCUCCACAGGAAGACAGACUCACUUAUCUCCACUUAAGACGAUUACUUUUCUGUUUUUACAGUUAGAGUCAAUCUCCACACAAGUAUAAAAACUAGGAGUGUACCGAUACAACUUUUUUACUUCCGAUAUGAUACCGAUAUUGCAGCCUCAGUAUCGGCCGAUACCGAUAUUGAUCCGAUAUAAGCACAAACUUGUGCAUGACAAGUUUUUCACUCAGCUGCGAUGUCUCUUUUGGAUUUUGCGAUACCUGCGCAGUAAACGUUCUGAGGGGCGGUGGUAAAACGUCAGGUUACAACAAAAGGUAAUUCAGCGCGGCUUUUCUGUAUCGGAAUUGGAUCGGUAUCAGCUGAUACUCAACUGUAGAUAUCUGUAUCGGCAUCAGAGGUGAAAAAAGUGGAUCGGUGCAUCCUUACUCUUCAUGCUGUAUCCGGGCGCUGCUAGGCAGAGGUGCUGGAGCGGAGUCUGGAAUGAACUGCUUGUAUUGGAGGGCUGAUAUCUGAGAUUUUAAAUGCACGCUGAUAUUAUAAUCCAAUUUUUGUUUUUUGGCUGACAUCAGUCCGAUAUCCAAUAUUAAUAAUAUCCGAUAUUAAUAUCGUAUCAGGACAGCCCUAAUAAUAACAGACUCUUAGGCUCGGCUACCAUUCUGGGAACUUUUCUUCCUCUUUCUAUUAAAAGCGUCUUGGGUAAAAGUUUGGUCACUUAGGCACAUGAAAUUAACAGACUGUUCAGAUUAUUUUGAGUGUAAUUAAAGUCUAAUCCGUGAAAUGUCCUUUAAAUGGAAAUUCUAAAUUACUGCUCACUGGAUCCAUGUAAAAAUCUAUUAACAAAACUGUAAAUUUCAGUUGUCAUACUUUGCAGUGCAUACUCAUUGGAUUAGGCUAUUUAACUUUUCACUUUAACUCUUUAAAAGGGCCAUAAACUGUAAAUAAUUCCUUGUUGAUCGUCUAUUCCCUGAUUUAUUUUGCACUGAUUUUACAUCCACACUCUUGUUUAUCUCAGUGUCUCACAGUCAGAUUGCCCCCAGCUCUCUGCAGAUCCAACAGCAAUUGAAGAAACGUAAAUAGCUUUGGUUUACAAUAGUCAUCACGUCUGAACAAGAGGUAUUUACUCUGCAGGCAAGAGUUCCUCAUUCACAACCUUCUGCUGCAGGCCUCUCACAGACUGUGAUAAGCCUCUAUUUGUGGGAAACUGGACUCCUUUCCCUGCUAAUCUGAUAGCUGUGACCUUCUGACCCUCGUUUCGGUGGCCAACCCCCACCGCUCCCAUUCUCCGGUUGUGACACACAUUCACUCCGAGGAGAUCCUGGAGAUGUCAUUUGAAUUAGGCUCUUUCAUUCAGACAUCCGAACAGACGCCGGAUAUACAAUAUGUUUUAGAGCGCAGACCGCUGCCGUCAAAAUGAAUUAGCUACCUUGUUAUGUUACAUGCGUGCGCGUUGCCUUUAUGCAGGUUUAACCGAGGGGCGACCUCAGGUGUUGAAAAGUAGAGGCUUUGCAGAAGUAGAAAAGGACCACUGCUCUUUGAGUGACCAUUGAAGCUGGGUGCAAAAUCUAAGGGGACCCUGUAAGAGCACAUUUUGGCAGCAGAAUUAAUUACAUCUAUACCCAAUUUCUCUAUUCCUAACAACUGUGUAGGGGCUGAAGUUUCUGAUAAGUUAGAAUAUUGAUAACAAGUUUCAAAGUUGUGCCAAGUUAGAUAUAAUUAGGGGUGCCACUAAUUUGACCAGCAUGUUGGAGCGCUGUAGCUGCAGGAUGCAAGGAUAUGGCCUGAGCUCCUCUUUGUAAGUUUAACGAAUGAUUAGUUAGAGAUUAGCUUUCACAAAGUAGUUGCUGGUCUUCCUGGGGUCCAAAAACUUAAAAUCACAACACAAAAACAUUACAAUUGAACAAAUAAUCAAUAAUAAAUACAAGUACAGAUUCAAUUAAUGAUUCUUCACAACAUUAAAACAUUAAAAUCACUCCAAAAUCUGUGGUUUUUAUAGUUAAUUCAUACAUACAGUUUUGUUUUAAAGUCCUCUAAAAUAAUACCUACUGCUCCGAUUGAUUCCACAUUUCCUAAAAGAUAUAAAUAACACUGUUCUCCUUAUACAGUUGGACUUUAAGAAUGGAACAAUUAAAUGACCAGAGCUAACCUGUCAAGUGACACUUUGAUGACAAUAGCCAUUAACCCUUUGAGUAUGAUAGUAUGCAUGUAACAAAGAAUAUUUAUAUUUAGCUUGUUCUGGACCUUUAACCAGAUGGUAAUCACCAUAUUUGGGCUUCAUAAUGCCUCUUUAGAAAAUGUUUGGUACCUACAUGCUCUAUGCAAGUUGUAUCUAGUUUUACCAGCGUCGUAUGGGAUGUCUCUGAUGCCUGAGCUGGAUGGGCUCUAGAAGUCUUUGCUGCUAUUCUCCUUAUCUCAACUUUUCAUAAAACAGAAGAGUGGUGUGCUAUUUUUUUUGCCUGAUACAGAUCAUUAAUUUUCUUUGACUUAAAUGUAGUUCGUCCUCUCUGCUGUAUUAACAUUUGUCCUUCAGAGGGCUAAACCCGCCUUUUAAAGACUGUAAACCGUCGCUGAGAAAAGUCACAUUUUGAGUAAACCAUAUAUCAGUAUCAGCCUUGUGAAACUGGGACUUAAGACCUUCAAAAGAUGGGAUAAUGUCAGUGAGAGCGCUCCGUCUUCAAGAUUCACAACAAGCCUUAAAUUUAGCUCCAAGUCCUGAAUAGUCUCUUAACUGUACAGUGAUUCUCCGCUCUGCUGUGACCUGUUGCUCCUGGAUACGGGGUCAGAGGUCAGAAGUUUUUAUUUUGCAGCCUGCAGAGCGAGCGGAUACUCUGUGUUUGACAUUAUCAGAUUAUGGUUUUACAGGCAUUUCCUUUUGUGUGUGUGUGUGUGUGUGUGUACCUGCGGUUGAUUCAGACUGAGAUAUGUUAACGCUGAAACACAGAGAAAGGAGUGUGUGUGUGUGUGUGUGUGUCAGCCAUAUGUUUGCUAGAGCUAUGUGUGGUUGCAUCUCAUUGUUUACUCUGCUGCUCAGCUGUGACAUGCUGUGACUGAAGCCCAAGUUUGUUUGUGUGUGUGUGUGUGUGUGUGCAUCUGUGAGUGUCUGUAGAUCUCCUAAUCUGUGUGUGUGUGUGUGUCAUUUACAACUCUCAGCCCUAAGAGCUUAAUGCUCGUAUAACCGCUAUGACUCACAGCGAGAGGUCAACGACCCCGACUUGCUGAAAUAACAUCAGUGAAGGUGGAGGAAAGAGCCGCCAAAAGGCCCUGUGGCUGCAGAGAACGGACCCUCUCGUUUUUCAUCAUUAACCUCUGUUGUAGCUCGUGUCUUGUUUCUUACCUCUGUGUUUGUGCAGCAGUAACACUCCGGGUCAAAGUUACUUUCUGUGUUUUAGAGAGUCACAAUGAUAAAAUGAUUGAUUAUAAGAAAAGAGAAGAGCUGUUUGAUCGCUUAGAUGAUUUUCUUUUUGUGGGUUUGGUUGGGAUAAAAGGCUUCGUCUAAGAAGAAGAUGUCAGCUUUAGACACUUGCAUUAUGCCGAGAGCCACUAUGAUCAGUAUUUAGUAGGGCCCAACAGAUAUGGAUUUUCUUUGUUAGGGGGUUUGGUUGGGAUAAAAGGCUUCGUCUAAAAAAGAAGAUGUCAGCUCUAGACAGGCUUGCAUUAUGCCGAGAGCCACUAUGAUCAGUAUUUAGUAGGGCCCAACACAUUUCCGGUCCGGUCUCAUCUGGAGACAUGCAGCUGCCUCAGUAAGAGAAGUAGCUCGAUCAUUAAUGUGUACUGUUGUUUAUUGUACCGUUACUGGCUCGGCUAACAGUGUAGCAAGGCUAAUAGGAGAUGGCUAACUCUAACUGUAGCUUUAGCUUGCAUAUUACAUGGUGCUUCACCGUUAACUCAGCGUGACCGAGACCAGCACAGCGGGGAACAUGGUGAAGUGGGCUGAACUGAAACUUGUUGACUUAUUGUGUAUUUCACAAACUGGUUCACAAACUGCGCCAUCUACAGGAUAAGUCGGGGAACUUUUCAAAUGGCGGAACACUUUCGAAGUGAAACCGAAUCUUAUUCUCUGCAUUUUAUAUCUGAAAAUAUAGGUGAAAAUCAGCGAGUUUUGGCCGAUUACCGAUUAGUCUCAAACGGGCCAAAAUUGGCCGAUUUAAUCGUCACGCCGAUAAAUCGGUCGUGCCCUAGUAUUUAGCCAAAGAAGAUGACAUUUAAAGUGAUGCCCAGUAACUGCACAUUGCACUUUCCAAACAGAGCCCUCAUCUGGGAAACCUUUGGAAACUAAGAUGUAGACACAUUUGAGAUGCUUUCAGUCGCUAAGUGACAGUUCAAGUGGAAGGUUAACACCGAAAUGUUUCCUUUCCCUCUUCCCUAACUCUACGUCAGUCAUGUAGGAGAUUGUGUUGCAUGUGUCGUCUCCGUGUUCUUCAAUUAUUCACAAAAGCUAUAUUUAGCACAAAUGAAAUUGGCACCCUGUGUAUGAAAUCCAAUAUGUGAACGGCAGUGAGCAGUGACAGAUAAUUGGACGCCUUUGCCCCCUCGUGGAUUAUGUUCAGCAGGUUUUGUUGGUGUUGUAAUUAGUCGAUCAUUCAUCCUCCCAUUCAUGGUCUCAGUCCCCAGACCCAUUCCUGGUCUUAAGUUUCACUCUUUUGUCCGUGGAUUGUGAGGACAGACGCUGGGGAGGCCUGGAAUUUCAGUCUCGAACGGCAGGAUUUCCACAAUGCAGACAUUACUGAGAUAAAUAUACAGCUUUGCAAAAGUCUUGUACUUUACUUCCUGUCUACUUUUGUCUUUCACCAAAAUCAUAAAUCUUUUUUUACGGAGCUGAAGUUUUACAAGCGUAGAAACCAGAGUUUAAGCACUUUGGUGUAAAAAUUUCUCACAGUGUAGGUUAACAGACCCCUCAGACGGCUGGAGAGCCCUGCUGAGAAAACGGUCUUUGAGCAGCAGUUUGACAGCAGGUGACCUGAGUGUGAACAGGGUUACAGGGAAGCUUUGAAACACUUGUAAAACACAACCGCCUGGGAGUGUACAGAAGAGAAAACCGCUGUAUGUCAUGCAAAACCUAGAGGAACUUGGACGAUGUACAAUUACCCAUUAGCUAUAUGAGAUCUCUGGCAGGUCUUGGCCAUGUGCCUGUGGUAUUCACAUGGGCGCAAGUAUUAAAGAUGAAUGCAUUUUUUUAAAAAUCAUAAGACGCUCAGAGACGCCAUCAAAGAGCUUCAUAUUCACUCCCUGUAAGAACACAUUUAAAGGAAUUACUUAUAUGUCAUCAUACAGAAAAAACUUGUAUUUUGUAUCGUAUAAGAGAUGCAUCUCAUCCAUCCUCUCUCUGAUCUUCAUAUACAGUGCGAACUUUUCAACUGUUCCCGCUGUAAUGACCUGUUUUGGUUUUAAAUGCCACUUUUGAACACAGGAAAUCUUCUCGCUGUGUUGUCAUUAUGACUCCAGCAGCCUCUACUCCAUGCGGGUAUCAGCAGCAGCAGACAUAAAGGGGGAUGUUGACACAGACUUUUGACAGAGUUCAUGGUAUGUUGAUAGUUUGAUAGGGGCAGAUUACCUGUGCUAAAAAACUGUCACUCCAAAGGAACAAUAUGUACCACCAUAAUUAAAUGCAAUUUAGUCUUUUCCUUGUCAGUUUAUUCCCUCAGAGAGCGGACUACUUCUGAGUUCAGAGGUGAGACGGUGUAAGCCCUCGGCCACCCAAGGUUUGGCAAGUUGCCAUCUUUUUUUAAAUGUCUUUAAAAACUCACCAAAUCUAUAUAAUCUUGUUUGUUUCACACAAACACACCACCAGGUUGAGUUACAUUGUCAUUUUUAGCAUUCAAACAUCCAUUUGUUGUCAGUUUGCUCUGUGUUUGGGAUUUAAGAUUCAGCAUUUUAUGUGUUAAUAAGACAGAGAAGCAACCUUCUGAUCUGGUCUCAGUUACAUUUUCCUGCUUAUUUCCCUCUUUUGAAAACCUAACUUCAGGGUUGGAAGUGAUUUGAUCAAUUUCCAGGUCUUAAAAAGUUUGGAAAAUGAAAAAUAAAGUGUGUUUUCUGAAAUAGAAAAGAAGUAUUUCCAGAAAUAGUUCUAAAAAGUAGGGUAUAGAAAUUGAGACUGUGUAGGAACCCUAUAACCUGUAUAAUAAUCCAACCAUUAAGUUCCAUUAGAGGGCAGGGCUGAUGCUUGGAGCUAAUAAUUAACAUCCACUCGACAGAGUUUAUUACUACUCUGGGGUAUAUUAUCAAGUCUUAACUUAAAAUAUUGUCUUUCCAUGUAAAGACUAACCAGAGAUAGCUUUGAUCACUGAGUUUCACUGACUAAAGAAACACUAACAGGAAGUCAGCGCUUCAUAUCUCCAAACACAAAGUCACCUUUUCAGUGACUUGUUGUCAAUCGGCAUUCAACUGAUUUUAAUCAAACUGUCGAUUUUUGACACUUUCAGAGCAGACAGUGUCACAGUUAAUAGUGUUAACUUCCUCAGGCGCAGAGGGUCACUCAAAAACACCACAACAGAGCUCUGAAGAUGGUGUAAACUUAUAUAUAAAAACAGAAACAGCCCCUGAUCUCUUAUCUUGAAUAGAGUCACUGUUUCAAAGGUGCUAAGACUUGUUUUCUUGUUUGUUCCUUAGAGGGACAAACGUUCUCUCAAGUUUUAAUCAGACACCAACUUAAGACUGUCACAAGUUUAUGCUUGUGUUUGCCUCAAAGCAGAUGUUUUUCUUAUGAUUUAUUAAAGCAAAUGAUGCAGAACAGCUCGAUGAGAAGUUGAAGAAACCAUAUUUUUCCUCUGAUUAAACACAGAUAUAAAUAACCACUUAAAUUUGCUCAACUAACAGGUCUUCAGUAGCUCUUCUGUUAACUUUUACUUUGAGUAGUUUUAAUUAAUCUGUUUUUUCACUCCUUAAUAUUUUCUUUAAAAUAUAGUUCUCGGCAUAAAUGAGUACACCCCUUUAGAGUUGUCAGAAAACCUUUAGUUUGCUUUCAAAAUCAACAUUUUCUAUGUCAGACUAGACAACAAAAUACUUCCCUAAAUGUCGGCCAUUGAUUGCAAACAAGAAUUUUUUUUUAGUUGCAUAUAAAAAGUGUUUUUUUCAACUUAAUACCUGGAUGCAAAAAUGAGUACACCCCAAUCAAAGUUCUGGGAGCAAAGCUAAAUUUUAGUUACCAUAUCAACCUUUAUUUUCAUUUUAUGGUAAAUAAAACUUUGAAUAUUGUACUUUUGCUCAUCUAGAUAUUAAGUAAUACAUUCCUUUAAUAGGGGUGUACUGACUUAUACUGGGCACUGUAUGUUAUACUUUGCUUUAUUUUCAUAGUUACUAAGUAAAAAAGUUGACUCUACUCCUUCUUCCUCUGAUUACAAGUACUGGUUUCCAGUUUUUGCCCCGACUCCUCUUUACAUUUCCUCCCCUCUUCCUUGUUAGACCAAACAAACUUAAUCUUGCAGACAGAGGUCAGCUGGAUCAUCACUGACCCCCGGCAACGACAGAGAGCUACAGGAUAAAGUUGUCAAGCUCUUGUCAAGACAUUUAUACAUCUUAACAUAAGCAGCUGGAACCACUACAAGGACCAGGGUCUGCUGGUGCACAAAUGACCAGAGUUCAUAUCUAUCAACAUCUGAGGUUACGUCCACAAAAUGCCCAUCUUUAUGUUAAACCCUGGAUCUGUUGGAAGGACACUUGCACAAACCUCCUGCUCCUUUUAACGCUAAGCCUCUGUUAGCAGACAUUGAGGGUCUCUGUCAACUGAUCACAUAGCCCGAGUGAAAAACUAGUCUGGACAAGAAAGUGAGGUCUGAGUUACUGUGUAACCACAGAGCAGGGAAGAAAAAGGAGGUCUAAACUGGUUUGAACAAUAGAUGACACCAUGUAGAGCAAGGACAAUGCAUGCAGGAGUUUGAGGUUGUGGAUAAAAUCAAACUGGAGGAAGGAAAUAGGUUCAAGACUUUGCGUGAUGCAAUCCCUCUUAAUUGACAUUGUCCCCUUUUUUAUGGAAAACACAUUCAUCUGAUUAGUUUGCAAUUACGUUUGAUUAUAAGCUUGCUGUGGUAAAAUGUGGCUGGAUUAUAUCUGAUCAUUUAAAUUGAGCAAAAAAGGAUUAUCAUUAUUGACUAUAAAUGAGGUCAAAUCACAGUCAAAACUUUUCCUUUUCAAUGUAAAUAGUUUGCGUUUCUAAAACCAGAUCUGUAGUCGUCCUAUUAUCAUGUUGAAACAAAGCAACCGAGUCAAGAGGAACAAAUUGCCCCCCUCUCUUUAAAACCUCUGAAAGCAUCAGUAUUGUAGGCUGAAAGGAGAGGCUGCUGUAAUUCUAAGGUAAAAGUCAGCAGGAGAGAUCGCUUUUCAGAGUCUGUGACAAAAGGAGAAGGAGGGGGAAGGAGGAGUCAGGAGGGGAAAUAUCGCCAAGGCAGCCAAUACGGAGCACACCUCCUCCUGCUAGCCCCCCUUUCCUCUUUUGAAUGGGGCACUCCUCCUCACUUUUCCUCUCUGCCUGGUGGAGUGUGUGUGGAGUCAGGGCUGGAAGGAGUGUGUGUGAGGGGGGCUGCAUGGACAUGUCAUAGUUCACACUGGGAGCCUGAUCAAGCUGGUGGACGUGGUUAAAACUUAACAUCAUGCCCAAGAUGAGGACCCACUUUGGAGUUUUGUUUUUGUUGGCCUUUUUGCCAGUCCAGUUGGAUGCUUGGUUCUGGUCCUGGACUGGUACUACAACUCUGGCCCCUACAGUGGAACCUGAGGGGUCUGGCAGUCCAGCAGGUAGUGGAGAACCACCAUCAGAGAAUAUUGCAAGGGGUGGACCGGAGAUCAUUGACGAGGGGCAUGAAGUUGCAAAGGUUGUGCAGGCUUGGGAUGGGACCACAGAGGCUCCUCAACUGACCCCUCUGAGACCUGCAGUACACCCAGACAAUAAACCUGCUCCAGAAAGAGGAACCACAAGGAUUUCAUCUCCAAACCGUGGAUCUGGUAAUGGCAAAUCUCUUAAGGGUAUGGGUUCUGGAGGAACUGAUCAUUUAAUUUUCACAGAAAGUGUAUUGGGACUUGGAUCCGGGCUUGGGCCUGGUUCUGAAUCGAGGUCUCAGUCUGGAUUUCCAACAGGAGCUGACUCUAGCUUGGGAUCUGGCUUUGAGGCACAGGGGUUUGUAGAGGAACACCAAAGAGGAAUGGUUAUUCCAACCGAUUUUAGAGGGUUAGAAAGUGAAGCCGUCACGGUGUCAGAACCAAAUGAUCUUAAAUUAGAGGGUCAGAACAGAGAGGGGAUAGAUGGUCCUGAAUCUGAGCAAAAUCUUACUGAGUCUUUGGAAAAUCCCAAUAAAAGUGAAAGAAAUCCAGAACCUGUUGACCUUAGUUUGUACUCAAGUGGAAAGUCUACCUCAGAGGGUCCACUUACCCCAAAUUUUAGCAACAGUUCUGGAGAAACUGUCCAGGUUACUGAGGAAAACCAACGAAUUAAAGCCUCUGAUGAAACAGUAGCUGACCAGGAGGCUCUACCCACCAAAGUAUUCCAGAGAACUAGCCAGACAACUUCAACAACGCUGUCUCCAUCUAAAACCCAACCAGUUAUCAAAAGUCCAACCUCUACCUUAGAGUCCAUAGCUGCAAUAUUUACAACGAGCCAGAAUGUGGCUACCAACCCGACUGGUCACAGCUCUCAAACAUCAUUAGGUGACCAAGAACCUAGCCUAGCAACUUCCAUUGGCCCGACAGCUGAAAGCCACCCAGAAGCAGCUAAAUCAGCACUUCUCAUAGAAAGUCCACAGUGCUUGUUGUUAGAUUCUGCUCUUCCUUUCUGCUCCUCCAUGACAGGAGGAAGAGUUUCUGUUCCUAAUCAUCUAAACCAGAGUAGUAUAGAGGAAAUUAAGGUUCUCCUUGAUACAUGGGCAUGGUUGUUAAAGUCACAGUGCCACCAUAGUCUGGAGUGGUUUUUCUGCCUUCUCUUGGUACCAAAGUGCAAUUCUCCAGCCCAACGACCGGCUUUGCCUUGCCGAAGUUUCUGCGAAGUCUUGCGCGACAGUUGCUGGGCACUCCUGGAUGAUGGUCGCCUCCCUGUGGAGUGCCACACUCUGCCUGACGUGGAGGAUGAAGGGUAUCAGUGCUUGUCAGUUAGUAACCAGAAAGGUAAUCACUGGUUCAACACAAAUAAAACAUUUGGGAUUCAUGUUGAACCAGUUUUUAGUAUCUCUACUCCCCAGUUUGUCUGGUGUGUCGUCCCACUACCAAAACACCCAAUCUCCCACCAAAAAAACCCACCCUCUGCCCUGUCAGCCCAACAAGUUCCCCGGGUGUCGGUUCCCACGCACAGGAAAAUCUUUCAUAAUUUAAAAUAAGCAUGCUUAAAGAUUUAAAGGACGCUCUAACAAGCAUGGUUCCAGCACUCCUUCAGAUGUUGCAUGUGUUUCCCCCUGUCCUUUGGUUAACAUUUGACUCACUAUUUGAAGGUCAUUAUAACACAGAGAGAGACACACACAGAGACACACAGACUAGUCAGUUUAUGGUUCACUGCCAAACCAACUGAUGUGAAUUUCCUCUCAAGGUAAUCCAUUCCAAGGGUAAUAUUUUGCUAACAUGUGGUUUUCUACAUUUUAUAUACACUGUCCCCCGGUGAAAUCGCCGCGGUGACAGACAUAUAAUCCAUUAUGUUCAAAGCUUUCCGGUAAACUUCAAGCAUGACAAGCCUCCAAAAAAGAUGAAUUCAAAGUAUGUUUUCCAGUUUAAAAGCCAGAAAACACAACAGAGAUGUUUUUGUAGUUUAAUUUUGAAGGAUUACUUAGAUGCUUAUUUACAGCUGGAAUAUCUAUGUUCUUGUAAAUUCAUUGCUGAGUUUGAUUUACUCUAUUAGCUCUUGUAAAUCUUAUGGAUGUAUAUUUCAUAAACAACAUUGUGCAUGAAAUACUGUGAAUAAUUUGGCACGCAGCGUAGCAUGUCUUCUCUGACAGUGAGUGGCUUGCAGGCAGCUUGAUGUGCAUUGGCCGUCCAGGAAUGAGCAGACAGAUCAGGUUGUCAUGCAUGGGGAAGCAUUCAUGUUUACGUCAGCGGUUUUAAGUAAGACAUCAGAUUGUAACAGUAACAAGGAAACGUUCUUGACAGCUGGGAAUUUAUCAAAUGUAUGAUAGAAAUUUGAAGAUGGGAAGCGAAGAGUUAGUGCUGUGAUUCAUGUGAGCACCUUUUACUGCGCUCUGCUCUCUUUGUUCAUAUCAGUGGUUGUUUGACAUCCUGUCUUUUUACAGUGCCGCUAUCAUUUUGACGCCCCGCUUCAGUGACAGACAUGAGUGGACAUGAUGUCUACAGUCGCAAGACUAAGUCCAGCAUCAGGGCUGGAAGAACUUUGCAUUUAUUUCAUCUGUUUCAAGUUUUGUGCAGGACAGUAUUGUUUUUUUGUGUGUUUGGGUGGAAGUUAGUUUUCUCCUCUUUUAUCCGGACAUGUCCUCUUUUUUUGGGGCUGUCUGGGUUUGUCCAGAGAAGUUUAUAAAAUCCUUUGAUUGUCCGCGGUUUUGUACGCAAGUAUCGAGUUUGUGUUAUGUGGACACUCGAUCCCACCGAAAAAUUAUAUAAAUUAACUUCGUGUGACUUUGUGACUCCAUAUGGUCACCCUAGUUUUCUCCAUAACCUACCACUUAAACUUGUGGUUAAGUAUCUGACUUGACUACUCCAACUGGUGUCCUCAAGACCAAAUGAGUCAAAAAUAUAGAUUGGAAUUAUUAUAUUUUUAUCAGGACUUUUAUCAUUAUCGCCAGAAUGGCAAAUCUUAUCAUGAUGAAUUUUUUAGCCCAUAUUGCCCAUCCCUGCUUCAGACCUGGGUGAUAAGAAAUAAGAGAUAAAAAGGUAUAAAGACUCGUGAAAAGCUCCAUAUUUAUGCACAGAAAGCUUUAAAAAGUUCUAAAUACAUGUGGUGUCUCCUUGACUUAUCAGUCCUGACAUUACAAAUGGACCUGAGGGGAAAUCAAAGGUAUGAUAUUACUGGCAUUUUCCCCCAGAGCUUUUAUGGGUUCUCAUGAGGCUGGUUCACAGAUCAUCACACAGAUGUGUGUGAUGGGUUAUCCACUGUUAGUCAAGCCUCCAGGUAUCACUUCACUGCUAUCAGUCACACUAAAUCAUUCUGAGAUUGACGGCUGAGACCAUCUGGGUUUAACCACCCAAAGAAAGUGACUUAAAAAAUGAACCGAUGGAUGUUACCUGUUGAAGAGAUGGUUGAGAUUGAAUCCUGAGGUUUGGUGUAACCAGAUAGAGAUACUACUUUUCUCUGGGAGGUCCUUUUGCCCUAAAAUCUAGAAGAUUACUGUUCAGCUUCUCAAUCAAUGACACAUUUCCUGAAAGCAUUAAAACCUCACAUGGUUUCUCUUAACAGACGGUCUCAUACGUCGAUCUUAAAGUCUGUUCUGGUGAAUUCUUAUGGUGGCAAACAAGUUGGCAGGCUUCUACACAUAACAAGCGAAGGAUAAUGAAUCUUAAACCUCUGUUAAUGUUUGCCUUUCGGCUUCAUGCCCCAGUUCAUUAGCUGAGUUUUGUAGAUUUUAUCUUUUGGGAUCAGAGCGGCUCUCACUUUUCAGCGUAUGGGAAGUUGUAUGUUUUCCAUAUAGUCUGCAGCUGUGUUUGUUUGAUGUGGAGGAGGAGGAGGGCACUCAUACACCGCUUUUGUUUUGGGCUUUAAUGCCAUCCCACUCCCACAUCAUUUAACUAUAACCUGUCAUGCAGGAAUGUCUCCUGAUAUACUCGUCUUGGGAUGAAAUUUAAUUUAAAAGCCACGGGCAUGGAGCGAAAAAACCCACUGUGGAGCAGUUUUUACACUGAAAUGCAGGAGAUUUCUGUGGGAAGAUUGCAGAGAUUUCAGCGUAUGCAUGAAAGCUUUGCGAGAAAUCUGUCAGAUUUGAUCCUUUUACAACAAGGAGGGGGCUUCCCUGGUAGUGAGACAGGAUUGUUAGCCCACAAUAGCCCCUUUAAUGAUGUUUUUCCAUGGUUACCAGACUCCUGCUGGAAAGAUGAGCAGUCAUUCAUAUCAGGGUGCAGAGGUCAGCUGCAAUUUAUUUUGCUUGGCUCUUGAAGGUCAUAGUAUAUCUUGUAUAUUACCUCUGUAGCACUGGAGGUUAUUUAUUUGUAAUUAAAGUGAAUCCAGUCCCCAGACUCCUCUGCGGUGGUCUGAGAGCAUGAAAGGAUGUUAUCGUUUCAACCUAAACAACAGUCCUUUGGUGGUAUCAGGCUGUAGUCUGUGUAUAUUUAGUCUGUGUUUUGUGGCUUGAACACCCUUUUGGUGGUCUAACACUGAUUUGUACCAACACGGUUCUGUCGAGCGGAGAUCGGUGUUGUGUGUCAUGAGAGGAAAGCCCAAAGCUGCUUCCAGUUCUUGAGCGGGCCGCUUGCCAGGGAAUCAUUCUGAGUUGGCUCCCAGGAGGGUUCCAAUUAUGGGCACAGUGUAGUCCAGAGUCUUGGCUGCCAGGAACUUGAUUGCCCCCCCUUGGUUUGUGAUGAGCUAGUACAAAACAAGAACUGAUGAGACAGUUUGCAGGGAUCAUAACCCAGAUUUUAACUCUUAUUUAACAGUUUCUGAGCGAGAGCAUUUUGGAAUAAACUUCAACACGUGUUAUGAGGCUGGUAGUGGUUUGUUUACACACAGCAUGUCGUCUUAAAACUUUGUUUCUUACAGGUAGAAGAACUUAAACCAUAUCAUGUUACUCCUUCUCCAAAGAAUAAAGGGCACAGCUUGCGGUAGGCCCGUCUUCCUCUGUGUGGUUUUGGGAAUUACAGUCUUCAGUGUGAGCCAACAUGAAGUCUCCUUCCUGGCCUAGGAUGUGGUUUUUGGUUUGAUAUCUUUUUCCGAACAUUCUGCAUCAACGGGUUAAAGAUACUCCGAUAUUUGCCCAGAGGCUGACUCGAUAUUGUUGCCAAAACAAAGGAAAAUUAAUGCAAAAUAUCCUGUGUUCAUUUUAUCUUCUAGUUGAGGGAAACAGCAGGUAUCACACCUGAGCAAAGGACUCAAUUUUGGUCGUAAAACAAUGAGAGAAUUCUUAAGGUCCUUGAAAACCAAGAGGGACGCAAAUAUACAAAAUUACAAAAUUAUCAAGCACGAUGCGAUUUUGCAACUUUCCAGGGGGAAAAAAAGACGCGUCCCGGAUGGAAGCGAGAAGACUGACCCAACAGCAGACUGACUGUUUUUCAGUUCUGAUUAGACUCUAGUGUUGAGAUGUCUGUCCGUCAUGAUAGCAUGUACUGAGUCGGGGUCAGUACCAGAUAAGCACAAUAAACUAUAAUCCAUAAACGUAAGAUAACAACCGAGACCUAAUGGUGCUGUGACAGCAAAGCGAUUAAGUUUGAGACAGUGAAAAUAUAUAUGGUAUGUUGUAUCUGAACAGGUUAGCUUAUGAGCUAGAGUUACUUAGCACAGAUAAAAGUUAAAACAAAGACGUUUAGCAAACUGUUAAAGCACACAAACCAUCGUCAAAUGAGAAAUCUGACGCUAUAGUUGUCCUUCAGGUCGUUAUCUUUGUAAUAUUUGUGUUUUUUAUCAAAAAGUACUCUGUUCUUCGACACGUAAACCAUCAGCCGUGUUGGAUAUACCGGUAAAUCUGAUGUCACAACAACACGAAAUCUGAUUGGUCAGAAGUGGACACACAGUAUGCAAAACUUAAGAAUAUUCCACCGUGAAACGAAAAAAUAAAUGCCGCAAUAUCGCAGGACGGGAAAACGUCGCUAAUGUGACCGCUUGUAUUGAUCAGUUCACCUCGAUAACGAUAAAUGGACGAUAACUACUCCACAAGCUGCUCACCCCCUCACACAUUAACUUCGUCUACUUCAACCGUCCUCCAUCUCCUCUCCUGUCUUUCCCUCUUUGUUACGGACUGGAUGGGGUGCAGUCAUGUCUCUGAUGUAGGACAGCGUCUUAGAGACCAUAGCCAACCUACACACAUCCAAAACCAACUUUUAUUUAUCUAUUUUUUGACACUGAAUAUAUAGACAUGGGCAGAAUGACGUCGAUUAUUGUUGUAAAUUUCAGUAUCGGUAAAUUUUUGGUUUAUCGCCCAGCCCUAUUAUGUUAUAUCAUUAUUGGUCUAAACCGCCCAACUAUUAAUGCUCCCUCCAUCAAGAUUGACAGCUACUUCUUCAGUAGGCGGUCUGCUGCAGAAUAGAGUGACAAGGUCCGUGAUAUCUAUCCAAUAACUUCAGUAAUGUUGACUCAGUGAUGUGCAUAACAAAAAUGAUGACUUCUGAAUCUCUGGUUGCAUUAGAUACAUUUUAAAAGUGCUGCUGUGUGAAAACUCUUGUCUGAGUCUUCAAAGCUGCAACUCAUGAAAACACGUCUGACAUGGCGUCUAAAUUUACCAGACAGAUUUGGUUCCUUAGAGUACUUCGCAAUCAAUCAUGAUUCAAUUUUCUUGUCUCUGGAGGGUGAACUCUGACCCUCCAACACAAACCACUGACAUUUUUUUUUUUUGCAAAGUGAGAAGAGAGAUUAUUAGCCUUGUCAGCAGGCCUCCAGGGAUGUUUGAAAUGGUGAUGGAGCGCAGAGAGAGGAACCACAGAGUUUCUAGGACUGACCAGAUGGUCAAAUGUUUUCCCGUGGAUAAAACAGAAUCCUGUACACCCCAGAGUUGUAUGUAUAGCCUCUCUCUGUUUAUACAUUCUCUUACUGUAUAUACAGCUUUAUCAACAGGGCAUCACAAACUGUAGCACCCCAUCUUGGGAUCUUGGUAUUGUUGGAAAAAAAAGGCUCAUUCCUGGUUAGUGAGCCGCCUCCUCGACAAGACAAACUAGCACCAUAAACCCAGCCGCCCCUCCAUUCAUCAACAGUCCUUUUCUAAGCUAGAUUGGCCUUGAAGCCGUCAUCGGUCAACAAAAGCUAUUUGGAAAAGCUGAAUUGAGAUAGCACUUAAAAUGCUAAUGGUGAGCCUUUUGCAUACCUCGCAAUUUUUGAUCUUUGAGCAGGAGUGACUGGCCGGGUCUUUGGUGACAAAGCAGGCGCACUGAACGGGCUUUAGUGUAGGAAUUCCUUUGCAAGUCGAACACAGGUCAAACCUUUUAGAUCUGGUCAUGAAGGCGUCUUCAUUUGCAGUCACAUGGAUACAUUUUUUUUUUUGGAUGAAUCGAGUUUUUAGUAGGGUGACCAUACGUCCUCUUUUACCCGGACAUGUCCUCAUUUUUGGGAGCUGUGCAGCUUGUCCAGGGGAGUUUAUAAAAUCCCUCAAAUGUCCGGAAGUUUUGAGUUUGUGUCAUGUAAAAAACACUCGACCUGACCUGAAAAACUCUCAAAAUCAACUAUGUGCAACUCUGUGACACCGCCCCAGCGUAGUCAUGUCCUCUUUUUGGGGAUUCAGAAUAUGGUCACCUUAGUUUUUAGUGAAUUUAAAACAUCAUUUGUUUGAUUAUCUUCUAGUUUACACAUAGUGGGCUUCCCCUGCGUCAUUUCUGUUCCUAGGCCUUAAAACCGCACAUCUGUUUGGUACGAAUGAUGAGUAAUAGGUGAGUUUUUUUCUCUAAUUAGGGGUUUGAGGAGCACGGAACAUGAGUGCACGUGUAAAGAUGUCUGCUGUUCAUUUGGCAAACGCAGAAGAUCAGCUGUUCGAAUUACAGGAGAAAGAGCUGGUAAGGCCUGCUGCAUGCUGGGAGACAACCAGACUUUGUCCUGGAGAUGCGCCUCACAUUCCAGCUUAUUAGAGGCUUUGAAGUUUGAUUUGCAUGCAAAUCAGAUUUUAUUUACGACCUGUUGAUUUACACAGAAGAAGAUGCAUUUUGUGAUAAUUAUCAAAGGAAGCAGACAUUUCUCAUCGCACAAGUUUCAAAUCCAAAGCAGAGUCAUUGCAGAAAUAGUGGGAGUAAGUGUUGUGGAGUCAUCUCUCAGCCACCAUAAAAGGAGGACUACAAAUUAAGAUAACAUGCUUUCCCACAUGAUGGAUUUCACUAGUGAAUUACAACAAAGUUUUGCCUUUUUCAACCCUGCUCUGGCAGAGAUUGUGCACAUGCGAGGGAGCCAGGUUCAGACAUGUGAGCACAGGCCCGCUGAAGAGACCCUUGAGGUUUCUCAUUCUGACUUUAUCAGAGUAAACAUCUGGUUGGCCUGGUGCAAAUGACACUUUGUUGUUUACUGCCAUCCAUGCAGCUGUCCAAGACCAUCAGUCCAUCUAAGGUCAUCUCACAGUAGGAUAUGUCUUUUUUUUUAACCAGGUCUUUGCAUUUCCAGAUUUUACAUUAGAAGAAGGUUUUUAAACCGAAAACUCUUGUAGUGUCUGCAACAUUUAGACAAACAGAUAGGCAACAGUAGGGCUGGGCGAUACAACGAAAAUUUACAGAUACCGAAGUUUUGUACAUGUCAAUAUAUUCGGUGUCAAAUAAAUAAAUAAAUUUAAAAAAAAAAGUUAGUCUUGGAUUAGUGUCAUGGCUAUUUCUUAUAAGUUUGCAGAUAAUUUUUACCUUGAAGUGUCUUGAAAUGUAAAGUUUAUUCACACAAAAAGCCAAUUAAAAAAUGCAUUUAAACUGUGCAACUCUGGCUCCACAUCCAGGUUCUCUCCCUGUCUGGAUCUGCGUUUUUUUGCAUCACUUUGUCACACCUAAUGUCCCGCCCACAAUGCAAACUGAUUGGCUAAGUGAAACUAAUCAACUCCUAAUGAUGUUGAAGAUUUCGGCAGGGCUGGGCGACAAACCGAAAAUUUACCAAUACCGAAAUUUACGAGAAUAACCAACAUCAUUUUGCCCAUAUUGGUAAAAAAUGAAUAAAUAAAGUUGGUAUCUUUUGAAGACGCUGCCCUAUCAUUCUUUUAUCGUUAUCGAGGUGAACUGCUCAAUAUAUCUUGAUAUUGAUUUGAGGUCAUAUCGCCCAGCCCUAGGCAACAGUCUGGCAUCCUUGUCCAUGUUUGUGGUGUUGAACUACCAGGUCAAAGGAUAGUGAUGAGCAUACACAGAAUGCAAAAACUAGUUGAAGCACAGUUAAGAUGCAUAAAUGUUGUAUUAGGUUUGUUUGUUUGACUUCAAUUGGACUAACACGUUAACAUUUAAAGAUCAGUCAGCAGUUUUUUAACACCCUGUGGUGGUUUUAUUGAUUUUUGUUGCCAAAUACAUAACCCGAGCUUCUUAAAUAAGUUCUUAAAAAUGAAACAUCUCUUUUUCUUUUCUUUAACCUCUUAUUUAAAAGUGCUUUUCCAGAUUCAAGGGGAUUUUAGUGCAUGUAAGAAAGAUCACAUGGAUGUUACAUAUUAAGAACGUUCAGAGCGUUCAGUGUUAAACUCUCUUCGUGCACAAGACUUGUAGUUAAAGAGGGAAUCUGCAUCCGUAACACUGGAAAGUAUUUUUAUUGCUGUCCUGUUACAGCUUGACUGAGUUCUCUGUGAGCUCCGAUUCAGAAUGAAAGCAUCUUCAGUUCUCAGACGGCGUGCAGCAACAUUCAGACUGGUGUUUGUGGUCGUACAGCAGAAAGCAGGACCUCAGGGUUCAGCUAAACACCUCGUGUGUUUAAGCUCCACACAAAGCCAAGUGUCGACCCCACUGAGCUCCAGCACUCGAGGCGGUGGGGAGGCUUUGAACCGAGCAAUAGAGCUCGCACAUUAACCACCAGGUGGUAAAGCAAAGCAUUUCUUCAAAGCAGCAGACGCUACGUCAAGCGUUAUCCCAAAACAGUGAUUUUUCUUUUCAGCCCAGGGAAACAUUACUUUUUGAUCAGACAGUUUUGACUCCUAAUGAAUAGACGUCUCCAUGCUGUAUUUUGACAGAAUACACAUCGCCCUUUGUGCUCUCUGUAUUUCCUACAAGCCUCAAAUUAUUAUGCAGUGACCUCGCCAGAGUCACCCAGGGUGAUGGAGGAGCGAGUGGAGAUAUGCAGGAGGCCCAGCUGUUGGUCCCUGCAUGCCCUCCAGCAGUGACAUUUAGCAGCUGUCACUAAAUUCUGUGGAGGCUUUUGCAUUUUUUUUCAGUGUCUUCAGGAAUAACUCCCAAGAAAAAACAGAAGUUUUGUAGAUCCAGAUCAUUCAGUCUUGUCAUCUAUUAGCUGUAGCUCUGUGUGGGUUUUCCACAUAAAUAGUUAAAUUUUAAGAGCUCAGACAACUUCAGGGUCACAUCUUUAUUUCAGAUAUGAAGUUUUGCGUGGGCUGUGUGCGCCUUUAGUUUACAGAUCUUGUCGGCUGCAGUGAUCCGCUUUUGUCCUUUUCCUUUUUUGGUGACGUCAAUUCCUCAUUUCAGUCGAGACGUUAUAAAACAGUUUGUUUGUGGACUCCUGAACGGAGUGCUGCAGCAGAGAUGCUCCAAACAGCUGAGAUCAGGAUAGUUCUGGUAACCUAGUAUUAAUACUGAAGGUAUCUUAAAGGGAUAUUCCAGCGUAAAAUCAAUUUAGGGUAACGACUGCAAGAUAGCAAUACACAGCGGUCUGAGGAGCCAUAAACUGACCGCAACCAAAACACCACUCUAUAGCCACAAAUAAUGCUCAGAACAGCACCUAACUUCAUCAACAGUACAUACAAGGUCCCAGCCAUAGUACUAGCCACCAAACAUCUUUUUAACUUUGACUAAUUUCUUUAGCAAAGAUACGAAAAUCAACUCACCUACUCUCUUCCAGCAGCCACUUGUUUAUAGUGAGUCCUUUACGGACUACAGCGGGGUGCCGCAGCUCAAGAAAGAACAUUUAUGAUCAUUUCUUUAUGGAAAUACAAUCAGACUGAGACACUAAGGCAGAAGAACUACCGCGUCUGCAGUGCGAAAUGAUUAAUAUGGUGAUUAUUACUUCAAGGAAAUGAUAAAGAAAUGAUCAUAAAUGUUCUUCCUUGAGCUGUGUAACCCCACAGCAGUCUGUAAUGGACUGGCCUGAGGUCUCGCUACAAACAAGCAGCUGCUAGAAGAGAGUAGGUGAGUUGUGUUUAGUCUCUUUGCUAAAGAAAUCAGUCAACGUUAAAAAGAUGUUUGGUGUCUAGUACUAUGGCAGGGACCCUAUAUGUUCUGUUGAUGAAGUUAGGUGCUGUUCUGAGCAUUAUUUGUGGCUAUAGAGAAGGGGUGUCUAACUCGAUGUUACAGUGUGUUUGACCAUAACCUAAUUUUACGCCGGAAUAUCCCUUUAAGAUCCGAAGAUCAUCAACUCAUUUCUGCUUGUCCAAGAAAGACACAAAUACUAUCAUAUCGUUUGUUCCUGCAUCAUUCAGGCACACUCACUCUAAGUCGUCUGCCUGCAGCCUCAGAUCCUGGUCUAACCUGAUACCCUGUCAUGCAGCCUUCCCUUCUAACCUUCACUUGUUUCCUACAAACUUUGGACUCACAUCCUUUUUCUCCCCCUUCAGAGGAGAGUGGCGUCUCCCUGCUGCAGCUGAUCGGGGAUCCCCCUCCAAGAGAGAUCACGCAGGAGGUCUACGGUCCAGAUAACAGCCCUGGAUACGUCUUCGGUCCUGAUGCGAACACAGGCCAGCUGGCUCGGGCCCACCUGCCGAGUCCCUUCUACCGGGACUUCGCCCUCAUCUUCAACCUGAAACCGACUUCUGACAAGGCCGGCGUCAUCUUCUCCGUCACUGAUCCCUCGCAGCAGAUCAUGUAUGUGGGAGUGAAACUGUCCGCCGUUCAGGGCGGAUACCAAAACAUCAUCCUGUACUACACAGAGCCCGACUCGCAGCAGUCCUACGAGGCGGCCAGUUUCCGCGUCCCCUCCAUGAAGAACACCUGGACUCGUUUUGCCAUCGCUGUGAGAGACGAAAAGGUGAUGUUCUACCUCAACUGCGACACAGACCCUCAGGUGACGCGCCUCGAGAGAUCGCCUGAUGAGAUGGAGCUGGAGGCCGGAGCUGGAGUCUUUGUUGGGCAAGCUGGAGGAGCAGAUGGCGCCAAGUUUCUGGUGAGUACACAGGCUUCGGACUCAUAUACAGGUCCAUAAAAUCAGGGUAUGAAAUCAAUGAAGAACCACACGACGUAACAAUAAUGAAGCUGUACUUUAUUUACUUUAUUUCAGUGGGAAUAAAGAGAGCUCAGUGUUGCUUCCAGAGGCCUCCUGCUGUGUGUGGAGUCUCUCGUUCUCAUUUUCUGUUUCUAGUCAUGUGUAACAUCUUGGCUGAAUAACCCUCCCAUGAUUUAAUUGCUCAAAUUGGCUUACCCUAAACCACAACAUAAAUGUCUACAACAGCUCUCCAUCCUCCUGAGAGCGCUCUGCAAAUAAUUGGAAGACCUCACAGUUGGGAUUUUAUUAACUUCAGUCAUUUGACUGUCAUAAAUCUCAGCAGUUGACCGCAACAACUGUUGACCCGAGCCGUUCAGGGGCCAAAGCAGUUCACCCAGGGCUACCUGCAUGAGACAACAAGUAACUGCUGGUCUAGGAAUGGAUGUGGGAAAGUACUUAAUGCAACGCUCGAACAGUUUAAGUGCAUAAAUUUGACAUUUUACCAUAUCUAAAAGACUUUUAAUCUAAAAAUGAUGCUUUUGUGUAGUUUUUGCUACACUCUAAAAAGUGCUGGGUUAUUUUUUCUACCCAGAUGCUGAGUUGAGCCUAGAGGGUCAUUUUUCUGGGUUAUUUUCAGGGACUUUGGUAGUUUUUGUGCAACCCAGCUGUUGGGUAGAGCGAGUCACAGUCGCAAUCUCCUGCGUCAAGCCAGCUUCUAUGUCAGACAUGACCCUAUAUAAAAAAAACAACCCGGCUGCUAGGUUAGCUGGUUGUGACCGUUAAGGACAAGUGAAGCCGGCAGUUAUCUUCUAUAGACUCCUACUUCUGUGGGUGACAAAUUGACACCCUUGUUGAAUUUUGCUAGGUUGGUAGGGCAGUAAUUGUACACACUCCUCUUGAGGUAUUUUCAGAAAAUAAAAUUUGCCCAAAUGUUUUUAUUUAUUUAUUUAUUUUUUAUUACCAAAUCUUCCAUUUUUAUAGUUGAUGUGUUUCAAAAAAGUUCAUAUUGGCUUUAUCUUCAUUAAGAAAUAAACUACACCUUGAUCUUCUUUUUAAGAGGAAGACUAGUACUUCUUCACAUGGGCUUAACUUUUAGAUAUGUUGACUUUUUAGGUAUGGAAAAGGAAAAGUAAGUUACCUUUUAUAUUGUAAUCUUUAUAUCCACUAGACUCCACUGACAUUUAACCUUGAAACUGCCGAUAUUGACUUUUAUUUUUACUAUCCUGUUUUCUGCUUUCAAGCCCCCUUUAAUUUGGUUUUCUUUUUCUUAACUAUUUUAUGUUUUUAUUUUCAUCCUCAUGGUCUCAUUUUAUGUUGCAUGGUUCUUGUAUUGUCUGGGUUCCUUAUGAAAAUGGCCUUUAAUUCUGUUUCAACUGAGCUUUUUGUUUUUAUCUCUUUUUCCAUAUGCUCUAUGACUACAUGUCAAAGCACUUUGUAAACUUCUGUUUUAAAAGUGAUAUAAAAAUAAAGUUAUUAUUAUAAAUGACUUAGAAUAGGGGUGGCACAGUGGUGUAAUGGUUAGCACUGUUGCCUCACAGCAAGAAGGUCCUGGGUUCGAAUCCGGGUCAAGGUAUUUCUAUGUGUAGUUUGUAUGUUCUCCCUGUGUCUGUGUGGUUGAUUUAACCAAGUAAAUGAGUUGAAGAAUUAACCCAGCGUUGGUUUGGUCCAAUAGUUACCCAGCAGCAUAUUUUAGUGUUUAAUGAACUUAAUGAACCUCCACUUUUUGUCAUUUUUGCCUUGGAUCAUGUGAUCUCUGGUUCAUGUGUGUCUCUGUAUCCAAAGCUCCAACUCUCCAGUGUGAGCUGCACUCCCAGGUUAGACGGACAAAUCACAGGCUGUCCUUUUGUUCUUUGUAUCAGUCAUGUUGAGGUGACAGUUGAACCUUUCUUGUACAGCAGCGGAGAUUUACGACAGAGAUCUGAAGCGAUUUGUCGGACAAAGACUUUGACAUGUCUGCUGUAUGUUGUACCAGCAUUUAAAAGCCUUUGUAGAGUCGGGGUUUAAAUGUCAAAGAGCCGUCUCUAUUUAUCUUCAAAGCUCUCUAAAAAAGUCCAUUUGACUUUUUUUCUCAGGACAUAAAUGUGUCCUGAGGAGUCGACUUCAAAUAACCCUGCAGCAGAGAGAGAAACCACCUCCCCAUACAGAGCUAAUGGCCCUUUGAUAGGCUGUCAGAUAGCAUUCAUGCUAUCCGUGUGGGAAACAUGUAUCAGAUCAUAUGUGUGGGACAAAGAUAGCGGUACUUCACAGACUCUGGCGAUGACUGCAGACAUCAAUAGAGUCUCUCAUUAUGAGGAAAGAGGGAAUUCCCAAAAUAAUAUUACUGGCAGAACGUUCGUAAGCUUCCAUAAAUAGAUGCUGAGAAAAAGCGCUGCUCUGAUAUUAUCGUAUUAAAACUCUCUGUGUGUCCUUGUUCUGCAACAGGGGGUCAUCGGAGAACUGAGGGUGGUGGGAGACCCCCGCGCUGCUGAGAGACACUGUGAGGAGGAUGAAGACGACUCUGAUAUGGUAAGAGACACACUCUGACAACAUGGAUACACGCGAUGCUGCGUGACAAGAGGGUAAGAAAAGAUGAUUACCUGUUCUGAACCAUAGACGAUGUAAUAAUGAUAAAUCAGAGACCCUCAAAGCGCUUUACUAUGGCCUCCACGACCACCAUCACACAACACUCACAUUCAUACACCGGUGGAGGACACACACUCGGUACGUUUACAUGACACUCAAGAAAACCAAAUUAUUGCUCUAUUCCGAUUAAGACCAGACAACUAAAGUUCAUGUAAACACCUUAGUCCGACCAAGAACUCUGAUAAAGACACCCAGAUAAUGCGAUUGGAAUUCGAUUUUCUCUACCAUGUAACCAGCGUAGUCAGAGGAUGAUUGGACAUUGCAUGUGCCACGCCCCUGUAACCCCGGAACAAAAACACCAGAGAGGAGAGGAGUAGCCUGUAUCUCAUCUGCAGAAAAAUCAGCGAACAUCAUGUACGACAAAAACAAUGCUGUAUGAUGCUCCAUCUUCUUGCUUAAAUAUGUCCAGCAGCACUUCUGACGUCUGGUGCAGACCUGCUGCUGUUGUUGACGGUUGUGUGAGGUCGGAAACAGCACUGCUGAAAAGACCCAUAUUGCAGCCGACCACGCUGGCUGCAUGUAAACAUGGACAAGAAGAGAAGUCCGAUCUGGCGAAAAAGACGAAUUAUGAGCUUUGUCCGAUUAAGCUGUGCAUGUAAACACACUGACUGGGAGCAAGGUGGGUUAAGUGUCCUGCCCAAGGACACAAUGGACAGACUCCAGAUAGGGGGGGAAUCGAACCAUCACCCUUCCAGUUAUUGGACGACCGCUCUAUCUCCUGAGCUACUGCCACCUCAUAUAUGACUGGAUGGUAAAGACAGCUUUGAAGAAUUGAAGCCAAGACAUUCAGAGCUCCCUCUUCAGUGUAAAUGUUCACUUUUAGUCUUCGCCGGUGAUUUGAUGUCAAAAAAAGGGGAUCUAACAAAAUGAUUGACAGCUCUCUUGACGAAUGAGGCUCUCGCAGCAUUUUUACAGGACUUGAAGAGUAGAGGAGGAACGAAACAGAGAGUAGAAUCCUGCAGGAGCGAGCUAACUGUGAUGUAAUGACCUAUACCACAGCCAGUCUGCAGGGGGAGCUCUAAAUACAGUGGCUUUAUAAUCUGUGAACACUUAAAUGGUGUAACUUAAAUGGAGCCAAGAUUUUUAACGGCAUAUCUGUUUUGUUUUCAAUAUGAGUAAACUGCAUCUGAGUGACCAGUUUAAUCCAGUUUACUCCAGUUAAAACUCCUCCUUAAAUUCCAAUAAUCAACAAAGUAGGUAAGGAGAGAGAAUAUUAACAAAACUUAAAAAACGAUUUCUUUGGAAGCACAAGCAGUGAACUUUGACUGGUCUGUGGUUAUUUAUGCAGCAUGUUACGUGGCGAUAACCAUUAGUACCACUGAUGGUGACCACCCACACGAUAGAGCAGGUGCCUCACUGCAGCCCACCAGCAGUCUUCACUGUUAUUUCGUCAAACAUUGCCUCUGCAGCUGUUCUGCUCUCUGAGACCACCAAAACCUGGACCUCACUGACAGAGCAGAGUCCCACAUUUUAACACUUGUUGUCAUCAGAUCUUUAGAUGUUGUUUGGAUUAGAUGGGGAAUGAAAAUGACAGGUUUCUGAUUUCAGGAUGCCUCUUUUAUCUCAAAUGACGGCCUCGCACAUACGCACAGGUGCUGUGCAUUUCUUUUUGAGGAAACACAUUUAAGGUAUUGAGUUACUUAGAAGCGUCGAGUCGAAGGGGAGCAUUAAUUCAUCUGUUUUUGAAAGAAUCUUGUCAAAAAGGUGACAUAAAAACAUAGAAACAUAUCCGUAAGAGUCUAAAUACCUUUGUAGGUGAGUUAAAUAGAGUGACCAUAUUCUGUUUCCCCAAAAAGAGGACAUGACUACGCAGGGGUGGAGUCACGGAGUCAAGCGUAGUUAAUUUUGAGAGUUUUUCAGAUCAGAUUUGAGUGUUUUUUACCCGCUUCUAACUCAGUAAGCGCAUGCGACACAAACUCAAAACUUCCAAACAAAACCCUGGACAUUUGAAGGAUUUUAAGAGGACAUGUCCGGGUAAAAGAGGAUGUAUGGUCACUCCACCAAAAACUUGAUUUUUCCAAGUCUUUCCUAAGUUAAAUCAAAUCUAGAAUCUCGACAUUUGACAUUUUAAAACAAAGACACUGAUGAUUUGGAAUAAAAGGAAAACUGUCUCAAAGUCUGUUCCUCACAGGUUAGAUGAGAUCUAUUGAUUAACUUGCAAUCGUGGCAUCUGUCAUUGUGUUCUGUGAGGCAGCAGCGAUAUGAUUUACUGUAUGUGAAGUUGAUGUGCGGGAAGCAGGGAAAAUAUUUAAAGGGGACGAAACUGAGCAGCUGUGGAAAGGGACAAAUAAGGAUCGCUGAACGACUGACUCAGAGCAUCUACAGAACAGCGGUGUGUCUCAUGGGGUGGAUAUUACUAACUAAAAUUAGUCCAAGGGGGCAAAUAAUCGGACAUGUGUUGUGGUCAUAAGAGGUCAUGAGGCGGCAGUAGCUCAGGAGGUCGAGUGGUCGCCCAAUAACUGGAAGGUUGGCGGUUCAAGUCCUCCUAUCCCUCAUCUGUCUGUUGUGUCCUUGGGCAAGACACUGAACCCACCUAGCUCCCAGUGAGUGUCCUCCACUGGUGUAUGAAUGUUAGUGUUGUGUGUAGCCACAAACUGGCUGCCACAUCUCUGACAGUCUGUCCUGUCAGGUCAGCUGUGACUACUAAGGUAGUUCACCACCACCAGGUUGUGACUGUGUGAGUGAACGAAUGUUGUAUCCAAUGUGAAGCGCUACAAAAAUCUGAUGCAUUAUUAUUAUUAUUAUUAGAGAGCAAAGGUGGGACUGUUCGAUCCAGCAGAAGAGUUACUCAGGCUAAAACUUCUAAAAAUACUUAAUUCUGGUUCUGGUUGAGAAGUUACCAGAACACAUAAUGUAGAUGUCAGUCCAAUCCAUUAUCCCUGACAAAGAAAUUUGAUACAUAGAAGCCCCACUUCACAACUCACACUUCCUAUAAGACCUAGAGGAUCAGCUGUUAAUGACAUCUUGAUUUUAUGGGGGAUUUUCAGACUUAAAUUUUCUCUUUCACCUUUACACAAACAUCUUGGUCUGUCAGUAUUAUCAUAAAACAAAAGAAAUUCAAGUAGAGCUUUUAAUUGACAUUAAAAUAAAGUCAAGAAUUCAUGUUUUAUUCCCUUCAGGCUUCAGGUGAAGGAAGCGGCUCCAGAGAAACCAGACCUGCAAAACCAUCUGAGGAGAAACCGAGAUGGACGGUAGGAAAGAGUUCUUAUCAGGAGUCCUCUUACUCUAUAAAUGUUUUUACAUCCAUGUACGAUUUUUACUGCCUCUGUUCUUGAGUUACUUUCUAGAGAAAUAAUGUAAAACUUUAUGUCAGACCCAGUUAGUCCAUAUCAAUAAAUCAAUCGAGAGUUUUAAAAGUUUGAAACGCUCUGUCCCCUAAAGAAGCCUCAAUCAGCUGAUCCAUCCUGACCAGAUUAUUAUACCGCCUCUACAAACUGAAUCAUCCCUGUGUUGGAUAAACCACUCGUGGCUCAAGUUUCUCUUAUAAGUGAGCGAACAUUCAUCCCUGAAGAGAUUAAAAACUGCUGAGUUGAUGUCUGGAAAUCGAGCCGCUUCUGUCUUAUACAUUUGGAAACAAAGACCUUUUACAUGAAGAGUUUGCCCUUGUCGGACUCGGAAAUAUGCGCCCUUUCUGUGUUAAAACCAGUCAGACGGGACAGUUAAUGAUUAAACAUUAACUAUUUAAUUUGAAGAACUAGGAAUGAAUUUGGAGCUCUGAAUUUGAGUUUUAGCUCAAAGUUAAAUUGAUAAAACAGCAGAAUCUUUAUUUCACUUUUCCUUCUCACAGUCAUCUCUGCAUCCCCUCUCUGAUGCUUCAUGUCUUCCUUCUUUUCACACCCUCUUUAUCUACAUCCCUUUGUCUUCCUCUUUCUGCUUUCUGUCUCCCUCACACUCACACACAAUCAGAUUCCACAGACACCCACUCACAUCCUCCCACCCUCAGAGAUAGCAUGCACUGCUGCUGCUGCUGUGCGUGCAUGUGCGCUCCCACUCACAAUUACAGCGGAGACGUAGAAAAACCAGAUGUCAAUUUGGACUCGAUCUGAUCCAAAAGAGGCCCCCCCUCUCCUCGCCACCGCCGCCGCCUCCAGGCUUUGUUAUUCUGACUGGUUUCUCCAUCAACAGCGUACAGGAACCGACAGAGGUGGAGAGACAGUUGGAGGAGGCGUCUCCACCCAGUCGGAAGUCUCUCCAUCAUUACUGCUUCCACUCUGCCUCGAUACCGUCGAACCUUUACGAGGGGCUUUUCCAUCUGUUCAGUAGGCAUGUAUUAACAUCAUGUAAUAUGCAAUGUAAAACACAACAGCUGGCAUCUAAUUUCUACCUGCUGAAAUCUUUCCAUCUAAUGUCUGCGCACAGAAAAAAAAGAGCCUACAGUCUGUACUAUUGUCCGACCGGUGCAAUUAGGGCAAGUCUGGGCAGAACAACGUCAGACGGGGCGGGAUGGAGAAGUGAAACUUUCCAUUUUGUCACGCAGGAAUUCGCGGUGAUAGAUGACAGAGCUAGUCAGUCAUCCUUGACAGUGACACUGCGGGAAUCCGAGUGUCCUCUUCAGCAGGAAGCUCAAAGAGGAAGUGUUUCGAGGAGGCGGCUUUAGCUGGAGGUGAUGCGAGUGAUAGUGAAGGAUAGAUUCAGUCACUUUGGAGUUAUAUUAAAUAAAGAGUGAAAGUGCAGGAAUCCUCGACACGGACAAACACGUGGAUGAAAGAGUAACUUUUCUGGUCAAAUUCAAGUUGAGAAGUCGGUGACUCACCCCUUGAUUUCAACUUGUUAUAAGCUCCAAAAAUAGCUUUACGAACCAUUUCCUUAAAAACCAAAAAUGAAUGAGAUGUUUUUAGAUUUAUGUUGGCAUCAUUCCAGAAUUUAACUCCAAUAACUGAGACACAUCUCCUUUUCGUACCUUUUUUAGCUUUUUGGACAGUAAAUUAGCAAACACCUCUGAGAUUUAGAAAUUUAAAGAAUUUAGCUUUCAAGAAAACUAUUUUAUUUUUCUGAACCUUCAUCACAUUUUUGAAAACCUUGAACAAACAAGCUCUAAUACAAGGUAUAUAUAUUUAUAUAUAUAUAUAUGUAUAUAUAUAUAUAUGUAUAUAUAUAUAUAUAUAUGUAUAUAAGUUAUAGUGAACGAAAUAUUACUGAGCACAUCCCCUCAGCCAUCAUCAAGCUCACCUACAAAAACAAAGACUAAGUUCAUGUAUUAAUAUGACAUAUAAUAUUAAUUUUUUUGUCUUUUUGAUUAAAUUAAUCAAAAUAAAUCUGUCAAUAAAAGCAAAAAGAAAGUGAACGUACAGAAACCUGACAUACAGGACUUCAGGAGAGCUGCUGAAGCUGCACCAGAAAAAACUGAAACAAAAGAAAAGUUUUCUGUCCUGUUUUUUAUGUUUUUGUCAGAAUGUCUUUAAGUUUGCUGUAAAAUGUGACCAAUAGUGAUUAUUUGAUUACUAUUGGCCACAUUUAAAGGCUUUCCAGAUGAGGGAAAGUUUAAAAAAGUACCGAGGGAUCCUCUUUCUAUAAGUUUUUAGUUAACAAAAAGUUUAGAAUUGACUGGCGCUGAUUCAUGCUUUACAUUUACUGUACAUUGAAUUUUCUUUCCAUAAAUGUUUGUUCAGUAGAUCUCUUUCUCAAAGCCCGGUUCUUUUUGUAUUCAUCCCUAGUUGAAGUCGAGAAAAUGAGAGUUAAACCCAGUUUUUACAACAAGCGGAUGAUGUUUGAUGUCUGCGAAAAAAGGCCGACCACAAGUAAUCUGUUCAUUAUCGGAAAAGUUUACUCUGUUACUCCCUAAAGCCGGCGCUGAAACAACCUGCAGACGCGUGUUAUGUUCCCCGCCGAAGGAGCUGCAUACCUGCUUUUAAGAUUCAGGGGGUUGUGUGGUUCAAAUCCAUCAACACUUAUGUUCUAAAGAUCAGCGCCUCCCACUCGUCAGCCGCAGCUAUGAUGGAUAGUUUAAGGAGUGAAAACAGGGUAUUCUUUAUCACAUUAAUAUAUAUUAUCAACUCAAGACAGUCAAUAUUGGUCCGGCUGAAUUCUUGGCAUAUCCAGAGCUGUGAAACCCAGCAGGGGGAAAAGUCUCCUGGUUAAUUAUCAACGCUGGUUCCACUCGCCCCUUCAGCUUCCCCUUCAGCUGCCCCCUCUGCUGCAUUCUUCAUCCCACCCCUGUCCCGAAUUCCUCAGGUGACAAUAUGAGGUGUGUCACCGGUGAAGAAUGAUCCUCAGCCGCUUGGGGGGUGGUAGCAUUAUUCCCUCCCCACUGUCUCAUUUUCACCCAAAGGCAGUUUGGAGGCUGAAGUGAUCCCAGCUCCCCCCAACCAUGAAUUACCCCUGAUGCGUCCCUCAGCGUUGCCAGUGACUAUAGACUGUUUAAAGACCGGAGGCUAAUAUGUGUUUCCCACUUAACUGAGCACUUAAACACGUUUCUAAAACUGUAAAAUGUUCAGAUUUAUCAAGUAACUUUGACACAAAUCUUUGGUACAAAGGUCAAAGAAGAAAAAGAAAAGUGGGAAUAAUCUCAUGAGCUGACACUUUGGGCUCCUGCAAAAGAGUCGAGUUGAUUAUUCAAAAUCAUAAAAUAUUCACAUUUAUUUUGAGCUGCUCUGUGAUGAGAUGUCUGAUAGUGAUCUACACAUUAACUAGAAAUGCUUAAAAAAACUGAAGCUGCCAAAUAAAAAAAGGAAUUUGUUCAGUCCUUGCACCUUGACUCUAUUAGAAAGUUUUGAAGUAGAGCUGGGACAUGUCUUGUGAGUUAAAAUGAGGUUAAAGCUGCUCAAACUACAAACCUUUCAAGUAUUUAAAAUGUUAACAAAGUGCAGAAACAUGAGUCACUUUUGGACUUGAUUCAGUUUUUCAUCCCAACUUUCUGGUUCUUGGAUCGUUUCUAAAGCUUACACUGAAAAAGAGACGAUAAUUUAGUGCAGGGUUUGUGUGGUUUAGAUAAAAUGUUGUUUUUUUACUCUUUUUAAAAAGUGUCUGUUGUUUAAUUGUUCUUUUGAAGACCACACCGCCAUCUUCUCGACCUAUUCAGCAGCCACCAGUGACCAGGAAAGAAGAAGAAUCCCUUUCAAGAGAAUCUGGUGAGUUUAUCUGGACACAGAUUGUGUUACUGAGUGAUUACCAUACAGUUUUACUGGUCUGAAGUGUUUUUACAGAUGACUUUGGAUCUGCCCUUCACUUUUUUGCAAAUGUCAUUUUGAAAAAUGAGUAAUUUUUAUUACAGAGAUGGAAAAAAAAGAUGUUGUAGCUUCACAUGUUGAAACGUGACUUAGCUCACCUGUUGGGUAUGGAGGGUAAAACGGCGACAGUGUUGCUGAGUUCAUAUUCCUAGAAGAAACAGCUGUGAGGAAAUGCAUGUAAACCAAUUUACUGUCACAUGUCUCCAUCUAGUGGACAAAUAGGGAACUUAAGUUUAGGCCAUGGACAAUUUUUUUAACACACUAUACUAUGUCAUUUAUGUCAUACUAUACUAUAACAUCUUUUAACAUAAUAUACUAUGACACUUUUUAACAUACUACACUAUGACAAAUUUUUAACACAUUACACUAUGACAUUUAUGUCAUACUAUACUUUAUUUUUUAUACUGACGUUUUUUUAUCAUACUAUACUAUGACAUUUUUAUAACAUACUAUACUAUGACAUUUUUAAACAUACUAUACUAUGAUAUUUUUAACAUACUAUACUAUGACAUUUUGUAACAUAUUAUACUAUGACGUUUUUUAACAUACUAUACUAUGACAUUUUUUAACAUACUAUACUAUGAAAUUUUUUAACAUACAACACUAUGACAUUUUUAAACAUACUAUACUAUGACAUUUUUUAACAUACUAUACUAUGACAUUUGUUUUAAACUAUACUAUGACGUUUUUUAACAUAUUAUACUAUGACGUUUUUUAACAUACUAUACUAUGACAUUUUUUAGCAUACUAUACUAUGAAAUUUUUUAACAUACAAUACUAUGACGUUUUGUAACAUACUAUACUAUGAAAUUUUUUAACAUGCUAUACUAUGACGUUUUUUAACAUUCUAUACUAUGACAUUUUUUAACAUUCUAUACUAUGACGUUUUGUAACAUACUAUACUAUGACAUUUUUAAACAUACUAUACUAUGACAUUUUUAAACAUACUAUACUAUGACAUUUUUUAACAUACUAUACUAUGACAUUUGUUUCAAACUAUACUAUGACAUUUUUUAACAUACUAUAAUAUGACGUUUUUUAACAUACUACUAUGACGUUUUUUAACAUACUACUAUGACAUUUUUUAACAUACUAUACUAUGACAUUUUUUAACAUACUAUACUGAUGUUUUUUAACAUACUAUACUAUGAUAUUUUUAAACAUACUAUACUAUGACAUUUUUUAACAUACUUUACUAUGACAUUAUUUAACAUACUAUACUAUGACGUUUUUUAACAUACUAUACUAUGAAAAUUUUUAACAUACUAUACUAUGACGUUUUUUAACAUACUAUACUAUGACAUUUUUGAACAUACUAUAGUAUGACAUUUUUUAACGUAUUAUACUAUGACGUUUUUUAACAUACUAUACUAUGACAUUUGUUUCAUACUAUACUAUGACGUUUUUUAACAUAUUAUACAAUGACGUUUUUUAACAUACUAUACUAUGAUAUUUUUUAGCAUACUAUACUGACAUUUUCUAACAGACUACACUAUGACGUUUUGUAACAUAUUAUACUAUGACGUUUUUUAACAUACUAUACUAUGACGUUUUGUAACAUAUUAUACUAUGACGUUUUUUAACAUACUAUACUAUGACGUUUUUUAACAUACUGUACUAUGACAUUUCUUUAUCAUACUACUAUGACAUUUUUUGACACACUACACUAUGACAUUUAUGUCAUACUAUACUAUGACAUUUGUUUCAUACUAUACUAUGACGUUUUUUUAACAUAUACUAUGACGUUUUUUAACAUACUAUACUAUGACAUUUUUUAGCAUACUAUACUAUGACAUUUUUUAACAUACUAUACUAUGACGUUUUGUCACAUACUAUACUAUGACAUUUUUUAACAAACUAUACUAUGACGUUUUUUAACAUACUGUACUAUGACAUUUCUUUAUCAUACUACUAUGACAUUUUUUGACACACUACACUAUGACAUUUAUGUCAUACUAUACUAUGACAUUUGUUUCAUACUAUACUAUGACUUUUUUAACAUAUUAUACAGUGACGUUUUUUAACAUACUAUACUAUGACAUUUUUUAGCAUACUAUACUAUGACGUUUUUUAACAGACUAUACUAUGACAUUUUGUAACAUAUUAUACUAUGACGUUUUUUAACAUACUAUACUAUGACGUUUUGUAACAUAUUAUACUAUGACUUUUUUUAACAUACUAUACUAUGACAUUUUUUAACAUACUAUACUAUGACAUUUUUUUAACAUACUAUACUAUGACGUUUUUUAACAUAAUAUACUAUGACAAAUUUAAACAUACUAUACUAUGACAUUUUUUAACAUACUAUACUAUGACAUUUUUUAACAUACUAUACUAUGACAUUUUUUAACAUACUAUACUAUGACAUUUUUUAACAUACUAUACUAUGACGUUUUUUAACAUUUUAUACUAUGACGUUAUUUAACAUACUAUACUAUGACAUUUUUCAGCAUACUAUACUAGGAUGUUUUUUAACAUACUAUACUAUGACAUUUUUUAACAUACUAUACUAUGACAUUUAUGUCAUACUAUACAAUGACAUCUUUAAACAUAAUAUACUAUGACAUUUUUUAACAUACUAUACUAUGACAUUUUUUAGCAUACUAUACUAUGACAUUUUUUAAGCUACUAUACCAUGACAUUUUUUAACAUACUAUACUAUGACAUUUUUUAACAAACUAUACUAUGACGUUUUUUAACAUACUAUACUAUGACGUUUUUUUAACAUACUAUACUGUGACAUUUUUUAACAUACUAUACCAUGACAUUUUUUAACAUACUAUACUAUGGCAUUUUUUAACAAACUAUACUUUGACAUUUUUUAAGCUACUAUACCAUGACAUUUUUUAACAUACUAUACUAUGACGUUUUUUAACAUACUAUACUAUGAAAAUGACAUUUAUGUGAUGCUAUACUAUAUUUGUUUCAUACUAUACUAUUACGUUUUUUAUCAUACUAUACUAUGACACUUUUUAAAAUACUAUACUAUGACACAACACUAUGACAUUUGUCAUACUACACUUUAUUUUUUACAUACUAUACUGACAUUUUUCAUCAUACUAUACUGACAUCUUUUAACAUACUAUACUAUGACAUGUCAUACUAUACUUUAUUUUUUACAUACUAUACUAACAUUUUAUUCGUUCUUUAUUAUGAAUUUUUUUUAUAACUUAAUAUAUCUUUUAUCAUACUAUACCAUGACAUUAAAAUCAUACUAUGCUAUGACAUUUUUCUAUCAUACUAAACUAUGAUAUUUUUAUCAAUCAAUGCUGUGACAUAUUUUUAUACUAGAAUAUAUUUUUUAUAAAACUUUCUUUGACAUUUUAAACACGAUACAAUGACAUUUUAUGAUUUUUUCUGUACCAAAAUAUUGAUUUUUUUUCACUCUAAAAAAUGACAUUGAUAUCAUACUAUACCAUUACAUUUUUAUCAUCCUAUACAUUUUUUUUGUACAAAAAAUGAAAUUGUUUUCAUUUUAAGAUAUAAAAAUUUUAACAUACUAUACUAUGACAUUUUUAGUACUAAAAUAUAAGUUUUAUUUAUACUAUACUAUGACAUUUCUAUCAUACUGUACUAUGACAUUUUUUCACGCUAAAGUAUAAUUUUUUUUCUCUAAAAUAGGAAAUUUUUCACAUACUAUACUAUGACAUUUUUUCAUGCUAAAGCAUAUAUUUUUUCUUUAAAAUAGGAAAUUUUUUAACAUACUGUACUAUGACAUUUCUUUAUCAUAGUAUACCAUGACAUUUUUUUAACACACUGUACUAUGACAUUUAUGUCAUACUUAAUUUUUUACAUACUAUACUGACUUUUUUUUUAUCAUACUAUUCUAUGACAUCUUUCAACAUGGCAUACAAUGACAAUUUCUUUCUUAGACUCUACUAUGACAUUUUUUACAUUCUUUACUAUGAAAUUCUUUUAUAACUUAAUAUAUCUUUUAUCAUACUAUACCAUGACAUUAAAAUCAUACUACGCUACGACAUUUUUAUCAUACUAUACAAUUCCUUUUUAAUACUUAAUUUUUUUCAUCAUCAUUUAUAUCGUACCAAACAUUUAUUUAUAUCAUACUGACAUUUUUUUUACAUAUUGUACCAUGACAUUUUUUAACCAGCUAUUUUAUUUAGUUUUAAUUAUACUACACUAUGUCAUUGUUUAUCGUACUAUACAAAGACAUUCUUAUCUUAUUAUACUAUGAUAUUUUUUAACAUACUGUACUAUGACAUUUUUAUCAUACUUUACUAUACUUUUCUAUUUUUUAUAUGUUAUGCCCAGCUUGUUGAAAAGCAUUACAAAGAAGAGACGUCGACACUGUGACAGCUUUUAAAUGAAGAAUUAAUUUAUUAACAUAAUCAACAAAGAAAAUACCCAAUGGUCAGUCAGCAAGUCAGCAAUCAGAAGUGAGGUGAGUGUGUUCAAUGCAGGGGGAAGGUGUGUGCAAACAGAAUCUAUGCAUAACAGGAAACCAAGGCUAAACUCCACACAAAAAACCACAUUGGGUGCCUGGCAGACACCAGCAUUCCAGGAGGAAGAGAGAGAGAGCCAUCUCGAAAUUCCCCCAGCUUUUAAAGGCUGAAAGCAGGUGGAGCCAAUCCUUGAACGAGAGGGGAGGCGCAAGAACUCCAGGUUUAUCUGAAGGAGGAAAACAAUGGCAAGAACGCAGGAAACCAUAUUUCCUAUUGUUUACCUAUACAAUAUUUUUUAACAUACUACACUAUAACAUUUUCAAACAAACUAUACUAUGACAUUUUUUAACAUACUAUACAAUGACAUUUAUGUCAUACUAAAUUAUAUAUUUUAAAACAUACUAUACUAUGACAUUAUAUUAACAUACUAUACUAACACAUUUUUUAAGACUACACUGACAUUUUUUUUAACAUACUAUUCUAUGACAUUUAUGUCAUACUAUACUACUAUACUAUGACAUUUCUUUAUCAUUGUAUACAAGGACAUUUUUUUAACAUACUACACUAUGACAUUUUUUUAUUAACAUACUAUACCAUGACAACUUUUUCAUUCCAACAAUGACAUUUCUUUGACUUACUAUAACAUUUUUUUCAUACUUCACUAUGACAUUUUUUUAACAUACUAUACUAUGACAUUUUUUUACAUACUAUACAAUGAAAUUUUUGUCAUACUUUACAAUAUUUUUUAACAUACUUUACUAUGACAUUUUGUAUCAUACUAUACUAUGAGAUUUUUAUAACAUACUUUACUAUGACAUUUUUAACAAACUAUACUAUGAUAUACUGUGACAAAAAAAUUUCCCCCACGGGGGAUCAAUAAAGGCGUAUUCUAUUCUAUUCUAUUCUAUGACAUUUCUUUAUCAUACUAUACAACAUUUACAUUUAAGUCAAACUAUACUAUAUUUUUUAAACAUACUAUACUGUAACACUUUUUUUUUUUUACAUAUAAUACAAUGACAUUUUUACAAUACUGUUUUUUAUCAUAAUAAAAUUUACACUUAUAUAGGACAUUUAUAUCAUGCUAUACUAUGACAUUUUUGUCUUACUAUACUAUGACAUUUUUUUUAACAUACCAUGCUUUGACAUUUUUUAACUUACUAUAUUAUGAGAUUUUCUUCAUACUACACUGACACUUUUUUAUCUUACUAUACUAUAACAUUUUUUUCAUACUCAAAUAUAAAUUUUUUCAUCAUACCAUACUAUGACAUAUUUUAACAAACUAUACAAUGACAUUAUUUUCAUGCUAAAAUAAGAAUUUUUUUUUCAGCCCACUUUUAGUAAUGUUUACGUAACGACUGAUGUAACGCUAUCCUCUGCACUGUGUUCAGCAAGUGACUCCCGGCUGUUUUCGGUUCCUGUGGAGUCCAGACCUGGACUUCCUGGGUCACCAGGUGGGUCAAGGAGACUCAAAAGAAAAAAAAAAUUGCAUCCAAAUAUCCCGUGUUUAAUUCCCUUUUUAAUUCUGGUCUGCUGUUCUGCCUAUACCAUGUGUGCUCCUCACGCUGGACCUCACAUGGAUUUCAAAAGCGCACUAGCUGAAGAAAGCAUGGAGCUGAAAGCUUUUGAAAUCUCACAGGGUGGUGGACAUGUUUGUAUUUAAGCCAGUGGGAUAAGAAUAUUGGGCUGCUCUGGCUGUAAUCUCUUGUAGAAACAUGCACUGUGAGAGAAAAGAGGAGCACAAUUGGGAGAGAGAAAUUGCAAAAGGGAGAGAAAACGAGGGAAACUGAGAAAAAAGGACUGAAGAGUGUUUGGUAAAUCCCAUCAUGAUGUUCAUUGCCUCAAAUGACAAGAAAGAAUUAGAUGAGCUGGACUCGUAUUGAAUAUUAGCUGAGGCUGCUGCUGCUGUAUGUGGGAUACACAUUAUUUGUUCCAUGCUUAUGCGUUUCUCUAAAUCUUAAACCUUAAAAAGUGAAACACUUGAAAAAGCUGCUGAAAUUGAACACCAAUUUGCUGUGCAUAUUAUCAACAUGAUCUGAUAGGUGGGAAAAGUUUGGGGUGAUUCUGUGGUGGUAUGGUGAUGCAUGCAGGUGUGAGAGAGAGUAUACAACAACCAUCUCAAACCAUGACAUGGCCUUUGAGCUGCAGCCGUGCACACUGGGAUUCUCGCUCCAUCAGGCAACAACGUUUUUUUCCCCCUCCUUCCUCCUCUUCUUCUUUGGGGUGCAGGAAAUGUCAUGUGUAUUGUUUGGGUUUGAGGAUACAAGCAUUCAUCAUUUCUGAAAGGUCUUUUCAUGAGGGUAUUAAUGACUCUGUCUCUGUGGUUGUUUUCAGGGCCAGUUGGGUCUAGAGGAGAAAAGGGCGACCGAGGAGACAGAGGAGAGAAAGGAGACAGGGGUCCAAUUGGUCCGAAGGGAGAAUCUGGUUCCAGUUCCAGCACUCGGGGUGGAGCCCGUGGAGAGAAGGUCUGAACCUUUAGGAUAUUGUCAUGAAUGUGAAAACACUGUAUGUUAUUCAGUGAAGGAUUUGGGGUUAAAGUAAUAGACCUUGGAAACAAUAUGUAUCCCUCAUUUGUCCCUCUGACCUUGGCAUUGUGUACUGAGCUGGUUGGUAAAAGAACAAGAUAAAAAAAUGCAAAAAGACUAAAAAUGCACUUUAAUUACUGUGACAUCUUGUUGUUGUUGGUCCUCUGAGUUUAAACACUAUAUUAUAGGGAUAUUCCGGCGUAAGAUUAAUUUAGGGUCAAACACACCAUAACUCUGAGUUAGACACCCCCUCGAAAGAUGAAUGUUGCAGACCGCUUGCUUCUCUAGUUAUACCAACUUUAGUUAUGACCGCAGGAUAAAAAUACACAGACAUAAACAAACUUCAACCAAAACGCCACUCUAUAGCCACAAAUAAUGCUCAGAACAGCACCUAACUUCAUCAACAGGACAUAAAGGGUCACAGCCAUAGCACUAGUUAUCAAACAUCUUUUUAACUUUGCCUCAUUUCUUUCGACAAAGAGUCUAAACACAACUCACCUACUCUCUUCCGGCAGCCGCUUAUUUGUAGCGAGACCUCAGGCCAGUCCAUUACGGACUGCUGCGGGGUGACGCAGCCCAAGGAAGAACAUUUAUGAUCAUUUCUUUCUCAUUUCCUUGAAGUAAUAAUUACCAUAUUUAUCCUUUUGCACUGCAGACGCAGUAGUUCCUCUGUCUUAGCGUCUCGGUCUGAUUGCAUUUCCAUGAAGAAAUGAUCAUAAAUGUUCUUCCUUGAGCUGCUCCACCCCGCAGCACACAGGACUGGCCCAAGGUCGCGCUAGAAAUAGUUUUGGUUGAGGUUUGUUUAUGGCUCCUCAGACCGCUGUAUAUUGCUUUCGUUCGGUCGUUACUAAAGUUGGAAUAACUCGAGAAGCAAACAGUCGGCAACAUUCAUGUCUCUAACUCACUGUUACGGUUUGUUUGACCCUAAAUUAAUUUUACGCUGGAAUAUUCCUUUAAGCAGCUUUAAAUGUUGGUAUUUAACUCCUCUUUGAUCGUAUCUUUGGAAAUAUUCUCAUAAUUUGAGAUUCUGGAUUUCUGUUUUUAUGAGCUCUGAGCCAAAAUAAUGAAAAACUCACAUAAAAGAAAACCUGACAUACUUAACUGUUCUGUUCAUGCAAUAGAAAACAGAAUAGAUUUGAAUUACAUUACAAAAAACAUACUUUUUCCUGAUGAUCUAAUGUGUUGAGAUGUGUCCCUAUGAAACACAAGAGGGAGCUGCAGGUCCUAACCUGACACUUAUCACAGAUCUGUUUUAUGUUUGCCACGUGCUGCAAAGAUCAGAAAUAUGAGCAAGUCACCUAUCUUGUAGCUCCUCUGUUUUUGCCCACAUGUAUGUAAAAAUAAGAGUGCUUCAUGUUGAAUUAGAGAACUAUUGAAAACUUCUGAUGCUAAUGCAAAACUUUCUUUUUUUAUAUUAAGGGAGAACCAGGAGAAAAAGGAUCAAAGGUGAGUUUUUAUUGUUCACUAGCUUUUCUCCACGAUCCCUCUGCUACAGCAUCAUAACAGUAUGUAGUAUUAACUCUAUUACCUCCACUUACCCUGAUCUUUCUUUACCUUCAGGGCUCUGCAGGCUUUGGCUACCAAGGUACAAAGGGAGAACCUGGUCCAGCUGGGCCACCUGGUCCACCAGGUCCUCCAGGGCCUGCCACUGAGUUUUCAGUUGGCGGUGACGGCACAGUUGCUUCCAGAGUCCCGGGACCCCGAGGACCAGCUGGACCACCAGGUGCCCCGGGGCCCCAGGGACCCUCAGGAGCUGAAGGAGAGCCAGUGAGUAGAAUUAGUGUGCAUUCUUCAUGUAGGAGGGUGUUUAGUGCCAUACUGUAAAGGACACCUACUGUCUGAAACAUGCAGUAGAUCACAUGAAACCGUCACACCUCUUAGAAAUGUUAAAAAUAAAGGAAGCUCAGCUUUGCAUGAGUGUCUCAGAGGAUUUUAUGUAUUUAUCCUUUGUUUGAAUUUCACAGGGCGAUCCUGGUGAGGAUGGAAAAACUGUAAGUUGUUUUUUUUUUACCAGCAAAAUAUGAGAAAACAAAUUUUAAAAAAGCUUAAACUUGUGAUAAGAGGCAGCUGUUAUCAGAGGAUGAAAUGUCAGGAACAUCUAAUCUGUAACACUUGCACUGACCGCCACAGGGUCCCGAUGGACCUCCAGGAUUCCCAGGAACUCCAGGUGAUCCUGGACCCAGAGGAGAGAAGGUGAGAUGCUCAAUGACAGCAACUGAAAAACAGGAAACAAAUGUGAAGACACUAAGUGAUAUCUGCAGUCAAACGAACCGUUCAGUUUAAAUGAGUCGUUCACAUGAGUCUUGUGUCCACAGGGAGAUCGUGGUGAAGGUCAUCCUGGCCCCAGGGGGCCUCCAGGACCUCCAGGACCCCCAGGACCAGGAAUGAGAUCUGUGAGUGAAUAUUAGCCUGAAUGACAUGAUGCACAGGAGUUACAAAAAGACAUCCUAACCUCUGUGAAACAUUUGUUGAAUACAACUGACUUCAGUUUAUAUAUUUCAGACAUUUGUGGACAUGGAGGGAUCUGGAUUUCCUGAUCUGGAAUCUGUUCGGGUGAGAACAACUGAAACUUUAGUGACUAGGUGAACGAUAUUUGUCAGGGUCCUUUGCAAAAGUAACUUAAUUUUCUUGUUUCUUGAUGCAGGGGCUUCCUGGUCCACCUGGUCCUCCUGGUCCCCCAGGUCCUCCAGGUCCCUCUACAGCAGGCACAACAUCUGCCUCUGGGGCAUUUGGACCUCCAGGAAAGGAUGGAGAACCUGGUCGACAGGUGGGUGUCAAAUUUCAUGUCCUGCAAUGUAACAAGCAAAAUAAAUCUCUGAACUUAGCAUUUCUGUGAAUCCUGAUUGUGUCGUUAUCACUAACAUAACUGGAUCAAUAACUUCUGUAAACUCUUCUGUAUACAACCAAAUCUUUGACACUGUAGGGUUUGCCUGGUUUGCCGGGCACUGAUGGGUCUCCAGGACUCCCUGGACCCAAGGGAGAAAAGGUAAUAAUUAGAUUGACAACAUUUAAUUUUCUGUAUUUUUAAAAAUGAAGCCAUAAAGAUUCUCACUAACUUUCUUAGUGUAAAUAUAUCAGGACAAAUCUGUUUAGCCAUUAACUGAAAAUGAUCAUUUACGUUAAGCUAGACGUGCACAUUUUUUGUAAUUAUAGAUAAAUAUUUAAUUGAGAUGGUGUUUUUCUAACAGUUUCUGUCGUACUUUGUCCACUCUCAGGGUGAUUCUGGUGAGCUCGGCCUUCCAGGAGUAGUUGGAGCAAAGGUGUGGACUUUUUAUCAAUCCUAAAUCUUCACCUUCUUCUUAAAUUAAACCGAGAGCUUAACUCCAAAACACUGCCUCUUCUGUUCGGAUGCUCAUUUGAUUAGUAAAAAAAAUCAGCUUUCACUCAACUCCUCCUUCUCCCUCUCCUUUCAUUUCUCCAGCCAAGCCCCUUCUUUUCUUUUCUCUCCGAUCUACUGCCACACUCUUUCUCCUCUCCCUUCUCUCUUAAGGCCUCCCACCCUCAGGUAACUGGGCUCCGGCACUCAUCAUUAGAGAUUUGUGUCUCCUAACAAUAUGCAAAUGUCGUCAAAUAUUGUCGGCUGCAGACUGGAUUUGAAGUUUAAUCAGAGUGCUGACUGUGGUUUGGUUUAACAUUUGGUGACGUCAAAGAUGAGUCCAAAAAUAAAGGCAUGGAUUUUAUUCACUGAGACUGUUCUUGUAAACCUCACUGACUGGAUCUGAUACUGAAGCACGAUAAGAAGAAAUGAUUGUCUGCAGGAUGCAUGAAACAUCGAAUUUUAAAAGAUCUGCUCCUCCUUACUUUACAACUUUACUGAGGGUGAAUUUCUGACUCCUUUCAUUUGAUCCUAAAGGGAGAUCGAGGAGACCCUGGUUUACCCGGUACUGCAGGAGAACCUGGACUGGCUGGUCUGCCUGGGCCCAUAGGACCAAUUGGGCCACCUGGUCCCCCAGGACCUCCUGGACCGAGUUAUCGUGUUGGAUUUGUAAGUUUUUUCCAGAAUGAAAUUAGAGGAUAAGUAGUGUUUACAUAAAUAUAAAAGAUAUUCAAUAAUAAAGCCCAGAGCUGUUUUGAGCCGUUUGUCAUGAAGUGAUUUUUGUUGUUUGAAGGAUGACAUGGAGGGCUCUGGUGGAGGUUUCUCCAAUGGAGUUCCUGGAGCCAGAGGACCAGAAGGAAGACAGGUCAGUACUGAAUAAUGUAGGAACAUUUAAGGACAUUUUGUGCAGCUAACAUUUAAGCUUUAAAGAUAACAGUUAUUUGUCAGCGAUACAUGGAACCUGAACUGAUCUAUGGGACUUUGUUGAACUUGCGACUAACAGACAAAAACGUGUUUGCUUUCAGGGACCUGCUGGCUUACCUGGACUUCCAGUAAGUGACUCAGUUUUUCUGGCAUCACAUCUUUAGUCCAAUCAAUCAGAGUCGCAACAAAUGAGAGUUGAAUCUUGAGGGGAAAAGAGAGGAAACAUUACAGACACGAAGAAGUAAAAACACAAUAACUGAACCCAAGAGGACAGAGUCUGUAAUAAAAAGACUUUAAACUCUUAAAUGUUUAAGUAGGAUGCAGGAAAAGAAAAACACACAGAACGGUGUGAACACAGAGUUAGCUCAUGAGCAAACAGCUGUUCAUGUGUUCUCUCAGUCAGCAGAAACAGCAUCAGCUCAUACCAGUCUAUUAUAAGGUCAGUUCAUGUGGACCACAAACGAAUCAACUGGCCUAAGUGUUUUUUUUCUGUGAGUUUUAAUGUCUGAAUGUACCCCUGCAGGGUAAACCUGGAUUCCCAGGUAUACCGGGUCAGAAGGGCAAUGAGGGUUCCGUUGGACGAGAUGGUCAGCCCGGGCUGGAUGGCUUCCCUGGACCUCAGGUAACAUACGCAGUUCUCUCCCCAGCACUAAUGUAUCAAGUAAAGGCUGAACUGUAGAGGUCACAUGGUUUCUCUAAAUAUCAGUCCGCCAUUGAGAGACAACCACUGAGACAAUAUGGCAUCAGUGAAGAUUAUUUCAUAUAUAAGACAUUUGAAAACACCGUCUGUCCUCUAGGCAGAGAUGUUGAGCUGCUCAGAAAAAAGUCUGAUACCUAAAAUCUGCUCUGAUUAUAAUAAAACAGACGCAGUCAUUCAUUGUCUUCAGUUAUUGAAAAGGCGAGCCUGUUUGUGGAGCAGGUGCCGAACAAAAGGUGAGAGCGCCGAGUGUGUCUUUUGUCUCAUUUUCUUUCAUCCUGUUCACAGGGACCAAAGGGCGACAGGGGAGACAAAGGAGAGAGGGUGAAUAUCAUUUUCACACUGAAUAUCUGCGUUUUAAACAUUACGUUUAAACCAAAAAGAAACUGUGUGGAGGAUUGUGCUGCGGUGAUAUUUUGAUCUCAAAUCUGAAUGUUUGUUAUUGAUCGUUUGACCUCUAAAGAGAAAUGUAAAACACCAAGCACUUAUAGAAAUGUCUUUUUGGAUAUUAAGUGUGUGUGUUUGUUUUGUUUAGGGUGAUCCAGGUAGAGAUGGAAAUGGAAUUCCAGGACCACCAGGCCCUCCAGGACCACCAGGACAAGUCAUCUAUCAGAUAACUGGCAAUGUGAGUCGUGGAAAACAAACAUUAAUUGAAUAUAAGAGGAUGUAGAAAGUUAAAUCUAAACUUAUGAGCGACUUUAUCAGCGUAGCAGACAUCUUAUCUUUAUCCUACUUCUGUCUCUACAGCCUGAUGGCAGCGUCGGCAGUGCUGGACCUCAGGUAUGUGUUCAUUUUUGUAGCUCAACAGUCAGCUGAUCCACAACAGGCCGAACACUGUCUCUUUUAUUUUUACUGCAAAGCUCUGAAAUAUUCACGGCCUCAUGAUUACAUCUGUAGAGGCGGCUGUCAGCUGAGACGUGACACGGUUUUGUACCACGGGGUAAAUCGUAUCAUUAACUUGUCUUUCUCUAUUUUGAGGGGACAACAUUGACCGGCGUUUAGAUGAGACGUCAGUGAUGACAGUGUGUAAUUUUUCAAACUUGUUAAAAUUCAUCAUUACAGUUUGAUUUUAGUCAGAAACAGCCACAGAACUUAUUUCAACCAAUGUUUUCGAGCAAGUCAGUCUGUUAGUAUCAGAAAAAGCUGUGCGUGUACUUAACUUUGUUUUUUAUCGUAAAGUCAGUAAAGAUAAAUUGAGGUUAAUCUGUAUGUAAUUAUGUUUUAUGCUUUCUCCUACAGGGAGGACCUGGAUUACCCGGGAAUGCCGGAUUCCCUGUAAGUCCCCUUUAGGUGAUGCUGAUGGUCUAAAGAGUAGAGUCAGAGCUUGAAGUGACGACUCAACUGUUCAUAAAUAGUCGAGUAAAUGGAAAUAUCCUCAAGCACGCCACUAGUUCUGCCUCUGUCAACUAUUCUCACGUGUUUCUGUGAAAGCUGCAGGUUUUGAGUCUUAGUCGAGGCAAUUUAAAGUCUGGCAUCAGAUGCUUCUCUGUUCUCCGGCUGUAUCAGAUUGGCAGUGCGUGAAGCCCAAAACAUCUCGUUCACUAAUUUCUACAAUCGAUAUCUAAACAGCAGUUUGCUCAGCAGUUCAGGCGCUGCAGCUGAAGAGACGUUUUAAUGGAGUGGCUGAUUGCAUUGGCUUCAAUUGAUCCCGGGGAACAAAGACUUUACUUCUGCCAAAUGAUCGUUCCUCUGACCUUUUAUAAAUUAAUAAAUCUUUUUGUUUUCGUCUGUAUCCUGUAGGGUCCUAUCGGGCCAAAGGGUGACAGAGGGGAACCGGGCAUUCCAGGCUAUGCAGUUAAGGUAAAAUCUUCUUUAUUCAAGUAUUAAUUAAACUGCUCAUCAUUGUAAGGACAGCUGAUAAAGAGUUUGUUGUGUUUUUGCUGUAAUCAGGGUGAGAAAGGUGAGCCAGGUUUGGUUAUCGGACCUGAUGGAAACCUUCUGUCUCUGGAGGGGCUUACAGGUCUGAAGGUGAGUCAAGUAAACUGCUGUCUGUGUCCUGCUUAUUCAAACUGUUUGCUCUCUUUGUUGUAGAGUAAUCAAUGUCCUUUUUACCAUGUCUGUAGGGAGAGAGGGGAUCUCCUGGACCUGUUGGACCCCCGGUGAGUGUUUAAGUAUUUAUCUGUGCCUUUAAAAAAUAAAAAGUAUAUGUGUUACUCCUUCCAGUCUACUUUCCCUUCAUUUCUAACAGUCUUUUAUUUCAUGAUGUCAUGUUUCAGGGUCAGUACGGACCUCAUGGACCUAAGGGUGAAAUUGGAAUGCCUGGAAGACCUGUGAGUACCCUUCCCCGGGUUUUAAGUUGGUUUAUCUUUAUGAAAGAUAGGGAUGCAACAAUACAGUUUGCCUGUGUUUCAAUAAAAACCUAAUGUGUUUACAAACUGAACACAGAGGCUAUAUGAAGUACGUGUUACUGUAAGUGUAUGGCUUGAUUUCAUGGCUUAAGUACCGUAAAAUUACAGCUUAAAAUAAUUUUUUAUAAACUUAGUUUAGCCUUUUAAAAUUUUUUUUACCAAGAAUAUUGCUGUGUCAAAACUACCAAAAGGGCAUCACCUUUCAGCCCAUAUAAAGCUGGUAAUCCAGCCAGGUUAAAAGAAAAAAAACAACUUGACGCUGAAAAUAAACAGAUCAGCUGUUACUCUCAAAUCUGGCGUUGUAAGACAAACCUCAACCUUUUCUAGCAACAAGUUUCCUACCGUUUUGUUUCAUCCAGGUCAAAUGCUCUGUUCUUUAUUCUACCGUUCUCUCUGUCUAUUGUGGUCCCACAUGUAUACACACUAUUGUCAGUGACUCUAAGGCAUGCACACACAAACAGAGCCACUUCAGAGAGAAAUAUAAUACAUGGAAGUGAGUAACAGAAAAACUGAAAGCUCAUUUUGUACCAAAUGGUUAAUUAUUAUACAGAGAAUUGUUGCAUUCCUGAUUUAAAUACCCAGUUAGCCAGAGAUUCAAUUUGCUGAGGUAUUUUAUUCAUAUUGAUUGGUAUGAUCAGGUGAAUAUUAAUCAAUGGCUUUCUCCCCACAGGGACGCCCAGGUGUAAAUGGAUAUAAGGGUGAGAAAGGAGAACCAGGAGGUGGUUCUGGCUUUGGCUACCCAGUAAGUGUUGCUUUUCUUCUAACCAAAUCUUGUGAUGAUAAGCUGAUGUGACAUUGGUGGAAUUUAAAACAGACAGUUUGACAUAAUCUCGCUCACUCUGAAACCCCCGAGCCAUGCCAGCGUGUCAUGAACAGCCUCAAAUGUCGCAAUAAGAUUUAAAUGUGACCCGUCUGUGACCUGAAUUCUGUCAAACAGAGGUGUUUAAGGCUAGCCUGCCUGCCAGAGGUGGCAUUUGAGCGAGAGAGAGACGCACACACUAAGUGAAGAGCAAGAAUGAGGAUUGGCUUGAUAGGUUAGUUAGCUUGUUAGCUGAUUCAUUGAAAUAUUCCUAAUAUGAGGGAGAUAUCCCAGUGGCAUUGUCACAACAUGGUUUAUUUGCAGAGGAUUUGAUGUCAUAAUGGCCAGAAUCCUCCUCCAAUCAGUCAAAACGAGAGACAACCUUUCAGUAGAUUCAAUGAAAUACAGAGAAUAUUUGAUUGACACUGCCUGUGCUUGCUUGUGAUAUCACGUGGUAUCAUGUGGUAUUGUAUUCUAUAUCUAUUAAAUCAAAUACUGCUAAAUACUACGGACUGCACCUAUUAUAAAAUAGCCUUCGCAUCAGCUUCUCUGCCCUGAGUGUAUUGCUGCGUUCGAGUUUCCUCGAAAGUCAGAAGUCUGAGCUGAAAAUGACGUCACACCCGAUUUACCAGCGUUUCAGUUACCAAGUCGGAAAAAAGUAAAAUCAAAGGAGGAAACAAGAUGGCUACAUCUAUGAAAGUUAUUCUAGCGCUUACCUUGUCCAAAUAUAACAAGGACAAGGCAAGCACUAAGAUAACUUUCAUAGAUGUCGCCAUCUUUUUUCCGCCUCCGAUUUUGCUUUAUUCCGAUUUGGUAACUCAGUAACUAUGGUGUGACAUCAUUUUCAGUUUCGGCAUCUGACUUCUGAGGUAACUCGAACGCAGCAUAUGUCUUGUCAGAGAAACAUUAUAUGCCCACUAGAUCUUUCUUAUUCUAAAACAUGAGCUCCUUUAAAUAUGAACUUAAGGGCAAGACCGAUAACCUUUGUCUUUAUCAGGGAGUCCCUGGCCCACCAGGACCACCUGGACCCCCCGGACCUUCUGGAUCAGCUCUGGACCGCUUCAAUGUGAGUACACAAGAUCCCAGACCUCUAACUUUGAGCUCAAUCUUUAUAAGUUUUAUGUAAAACUUUGCAAAAUGAGAGGAAUAUAGACAAAUUUUAUGACCUUUCUGUACCCUCCACCUGAACCUGAUAAUUCUGGUGUCAUUAGGGCGGAGGACUAAUCAUAAUCUGGUUCUUAUGGUCUGCAGAUUUUGCAUAAUGUACCCCAAACUUUUCCUCUGCUGUUUCCAGUGUCUUGAAGACCUUAAAGUGACGGUUGUUUUUUUCUCGUUUUGCAGCGCUAUGAUGACAAUUCAAGGAACUACUACGGUAUGACCUCCAUCACACACACCGUUUGUUGUUUGAGCAGAUAAAACAUUACUCCAGGAGAUAGAGGGGGAUCAAAACGGAGAAGUUAAAUAAUCACGCCAGUUAAGGAAGAGAGAUUUAGAGAGAGGUUUAAAGUGUCUGCAGAGAUGAAGACUUCUAUCUUAAUUUCAGUUUGAUCCAGCUGCCUCAGCCUGAAGAGGAUAUUCACUCUAUUGUCAAGAGAUUAAGCUGUCAAGCCUUUCUAGAUUAGAAGAAUGAACUGAUAAAACACAGAAGACAUCACGAUCAAUGACACAGGCUGCCAACAGCUCUGCAGUCUCAAUGUCAAGUUACACCUGAGGACUAAUGUGAAUUUUAUAUUUGAUGCAGAAACUAAAGGGGAGAAAGGAGAGCGAGGCGACAGAGGACUUCCAGGAGUCCCAGGUAUAUCCAAACAUCCAUAGAUUACAACAUUUUUACGCAAAUAUUAACUGCCUUUGGGACUGUUUAUAAAUAAAAAAUGUCACUUUUUUAUGUUUCAGGAACAGCGUCUAACUUUGAUAUUUACGCACUCAAGGUAAACCAGCCGACUGCUUCACUGUCUGACUGUUACAUCCCUGUCCUGAAUGAACCGACUAAAAAUGUUGAUAUCUCUGAAUACUUUCCUGCAGAAUGAGCUGAAAGGAGACCGUGGAGACACUGGUGUGAAGGGAGAGAAGGGAGAGCCAGGUGGUGGAUAUUAUGACCCACGUUUUGGAGGAGCCCAGGGUGAACCAGGGUCUCCAGGAAAACCAGGCCUCCCCGUGAGUUCUUCGUGUUGAUUUCGAUCAUCAAAUCUUCAGCCAUGACUUUUGAACUUCAUAAAUAUGAGAUGCCUAACUGCUGAAUUUUUUUCUCUGUCGUGUCAGGGGCCAAAGGGAGAGACUGUCGUUGGUCCUCCUGGACCUCAGGGGCCACCAGGAUCUCCAGGUAUUGGUUAUGAUGGCCGUCAAGGACCUCCAGGACCACCUGGACCCCCAGGACCUCCAGGGUUUUCCCUGCUCCCUGGAGCAUACAGGCCCAAUCACCGUAGGUCACUUCUCCUAUGUUAAACUAUUCUCGAUAGUCCUUAACUGGACUCUCUCAAACAGAACUCAAAUCAUUUAAAAGCUUUUAUUUUUGUUCAAAGCUGUCAGUGUUCCUGGACCUCCUGGUCCUCCUGGUCCACCUGGAAGUCCUGGUCAAUCCUCUGGAGUAAGUGCCUCAUCAAAUAGGAGUGUAAAUAAUUUCUUUACAUACUUCAGUACUGAGCUUGAAGUAAUUCUGGUGUUUACGUCGCCUUCAGGUUACAGUCCUGAGAUCGUAUGACACCAUGAUUGCCACUGCCAGGCGUCAGACGGAGGGCAGCCUCAUCUACAUCAUUGACAGAGCAGAUCUGUAUCUGAGAGUGCGAGACGGACUGCGGCAAGUCAUGGUACGAUUCUUUAUUUCCAACUUGAAAUUUGCUUUAAAUGGAGGCUACUGCUGCGGUUUAGUCGUCCGUGUUACUGAACAGCUUCUUUGUCUUCUUUCAGCUGGGAGAGUACAGUCCUUUCUUCAGAGAUCUGGUGAGUUUAACUGUUUUUAUCGUAUUUUCAUGUUCACUGGUUUGAUUGAACGGUUGUAACCUGUCGGGUUUUUAUUCUGCAGGAGAACGAGGUGGCUGAAGUCCAGCCUCCACCCGUGAUCCAGUACCCCCAGUCCCAUGACCAGUCACAAAGCAACGGAGCUGGCCAUUACUCCCAAGGUGGUUCUUCCGUACACCCUAUCGAGCCUCCACCACGACCUCCUGUAGAGCCCAGAUACCCUCCACAGUAUGAUCCCAGAUUCCCAGACCCCAGACACACGGGUCAGACAGACGGACGGACAACACACACGGACAACAGAUACGCUGUCACGCCUCAGAGACGUCCCAGUCCACCAGUACCUCAGCCUGCAGGCAACCCGGACAGACAAGGAUCAGGAGUGAGUACAGUUUAGUUUGAACUUUAAGAACAUUUUAGGCUUUCACAUUAAACUACUGACUCUUUAAUUCAACCAGCACACAUUCCGCAGAGUUUGCUUCCUAACCUGAACCUGCGUCUCCCUCACCAGCUCCGCCUCAUCGCCCUGAACGCCCCUCAGAGCGGAAACAUGCGAGGAAUCCGUGGAGCGGACUUCCUGUGCUUCCAACAGGCCCGCGCCAUCGGUCUGAAGGGAACCUUUAGAGCUUUCCUGUCCUCCAAACUUCAAGACCUCUACACCAUCGUCCGCAGGUCGGACAGGGACAGCUUCCCGAUCGUUAACCUAAAGGUAAUACUCGGUGUGUUUCUGCGCACUGUGCCUUUAAGAUAAAAACAAGGGUUUAUUGUCUCAACCUGAGCGAGGGUGACCCUAGCAACCUGAACAAUGAAUCAGAGGGAGUGGAAACAAACCACCUUAUCAGGGAAAUAUGUUGUCUUUUCUCUCUGGUUGUUUGGAGGUUGUCUUGCUCCAAGGACAAAGCAGAAGUGUAUGGAUUUGUCUGAAAAAAUGAUUCACUCUGCCCGUGAUUACUGCUAUUAUUCAGUCAUUUUUUAAAAUAUCAACACUGCUAUUAAUAAGGCAAAAAAAAAAAAAAAAAUCUGUUCUGCUUUUUUUUCUGUUUUUAUUCGACUCAUCCCCAAAGUGAAAUUUUCACUCUACUUUCACUCUACUUUGCAGGACCAAGUGUUGUUCAGCAGCUGGGAGUCUAUCUUCGGUGACGAUGCGAGCAAAAUGAGGGAGGGCGUACCGAUCUACUCCUUCGAUGGUAGAGACAUCCUCAGGGACAGUGCAUGGUGAGUUUUCACACGUGUACUAAUAUUUCACUGUGACUGCCGCCUUUAUUCUAUUGUUCACUUUAACCUAUAUCUGUGUACUCUGUUUGGCCCACGCUCUGCCCUGUAUAUAAAUCCUAACCUACUUUCUCGUUCUUCCCUCAGGCCAGAGAAAAUGGUCUGGCACGGAUCAAACAACAAGGGCCACCGUCAGACAGAUCACUACUGUGAAACAUGGCGGGCGGGCGAGCGCGCCGUGUCCGGCUUGGCGUCGUCGCUACAGAACGGACACCUCCUGCAGCAGACUUCUAGCAGCUGCUCUGGCUCUUACAUCGUCCUCUGCAUCGAGAACGCCUUCACAUCACCCUCCAAAAAAUAAACCCCCGUCUGCCCUUCCUCCUCCGUCUUCAUUCUGGGCCCUAGGUAAACACAGUUUUUAAUUCCCCGACAACACGCCUUGUGAACAUGUGGCGUCCAAUGAACUGGCCCUGAGGCUCUUUGCCUGGCAGAGACGCUUUGCAUCGUCUGCUCCUCCCCUCCACAAACGCCAAAGAGAUGGGUCGAACAGAGGGGUGUUGGUCCUUUUUCUCGGGGGCAUUGGCACAUAUUUUCUACAAGGGGUGGAAAACGAGCAGAGAGGCUGAGCGCGUUCUCAAAUUGUAUCCAUUUUUUUAAAAGAAAAAUUCUGUAUAUUACAUGUUUGUCAUUUGUGUUUUUAUUUUGGACUUUAUCAAUGUUUUACCUUUUUGAACUGUUUAUAAAACUGUUUUAUCCAUCCUGUUAUUUUUUUAAAUUUUAGGUAUUGAUCAUUUCCACUUUUUUUUUUAAUUUCAUUUUAGAGUUUGGGGUUUUGAUGGGGUACAGCAAACUUUUAAAGACUAUUUUUAAAAUUUAAAGAAAAUAAAAUAGGUAUUUAUUUUUAAAUGAAGUUAUGUAAGGACAUGAUUUGGGCAAUAAUAAAAAAAAAAAGCUACACACCCUCAUUUAUUUUUCUCACAAAAGAGCCUCUGAACAGAAACUGCGCCUGAUUACACAAACAGGACUGCUCACAAAACAAGCUCAUAUUUCCAUGCACUGCUACACUGCUCUGUAAACGCUACAGCGCAAAGUGCAUUUGGAUGCUUUCACUCGACACUACAUUUAAAUGACCUUUUCUUUGGACACCCACUGCUGUAAUGAAUAAUCCCAAAUCCAGAGGGUGAGACUCCCUCCCGCUGAAAUUGAGCCUUUGAAUAAAAUAAAUGAUUAUUUCCCCUUUUACCACUUAAUGAAAACCUAUCAGUGAGUGAGCUGGAAAUGAUUAGUUUGCUGCUAAUCUUUGUUGGAGUGAUUGCUGUCACGAGUGUUAGGGACGGGGGAAAAAAAAACAGUAUGUCAAGGAAGCAGUUGUUUUUUGUUUUUUCUACGCAGCAGCAGCCUUGGAGUAAAUUUCAAGCACUAACUCGGGCUUAGUGGUGCUGAUACCUUGACUGAACCUGUGGAUAUCCAUUUUUAUAACAAACUGUGCUAUACUGUUCCUCCCAGGCACUGAAUAAACGUCUUUUUCAACUACCCUGAUGUGCUGUGCAUAAGCCUGUUCUAUCACUGACCUUGAUACGUCCACCUCAGCGGCUCUGACCUGCAGUUUUAUGACCUGCUCUGUGACACGUCCCUGGUGGCAUUGACUCCACCACAAAUCAGCGUCUCUAGUGGCAAUGAAACGUCUUAACAGACCCUGACCAUAAAUCGAAUAUUAACCUUGACAGCUAAUGUAUAUUUGUAAAUUAAUUCAACAAAAUCAUAACUCUAAGACUGAUUAUUAGCCGGCGUGCCCAUGCCGCGCAUCAGUGAUGUUAACUGGGUGAUCUUACUCAACAUUACAACCAUAAUAAAGGGAACCACCAUUGUCUUAUUAGCACUAAAGGUAAAUUACUGUUGAUGGAAUAUAGUGCCCACUAAUUAUACACGAGUACAUCGGCCCUGAAUUGCCUGGAUGUGUUAUCAUAAAUACAAGCUGGUCUAUAAAGGGAGUUUUACAGAGAGCUGAAUUAGGUCAGCGAUCACUUAUGAAAUCCUCUUAAAUCUCUUCUUUAAAGUUGGGAGGCGUUUUAAGAUAAUAUUUGAUAAAAGAAGAUUAAUUUGAAUUAAAGAGAGUUGGCCUCGUUUGGUGUUUAACUUGAAAAUGAAAUCUUCAUAUGAGAGCUCAGGUAGUGUUGGUGGAUGGUCGAUCAGAAAUACUCCUCUGCCUGCAGAUAAUGUCAGAACGCCCUCGCCACGUGCCGCAGCUACUUUACUGUAUAUGAUUAUAUAAUAGGAUAAAUCACAGCAAUAAUACGGGUGAGCAGAAGGGCCAGAUAACACAAUGUAGUAUUUACCUCUGAUGUAUUUAAAGACGGUCAUGGUGGGGUCAAUUACAGUCGGAAAGACUAUCUGCAUCUUGGUGUAGUUAAUGUGUUUAUAAAAAUGUACUGCAGCCUCAAUGUUGGUAAUAGUUACAUACCUCUAGUGUGCAAGACACAAGCACAAAUCAGUGAGAAUUACACAAGACAAAACCACCUCUCUUUUCUUCUACUUCAUCCUCUAACUAGGGCCCGACCGAUAUGGAUUUUUUGGGGCCGAUGCCAAUUAUUCGGGGGGAAAAAUCCGAUUAUCGAUUAAUCGGACGAUUUUUAAAAUUUUUUAUGAAGUUUAAAUUUGGUUAAUUUAAGUAACAUAUCUACAUAUUUACUUAUAUUUUUAACAAAUGGCUGUUUUUGAGCUUUUCAAACAUUUCUUCAAAGAAUUAAAUGCAGAAAACUCAUUUCAAAUCCUUUUUAUUGCUAAAAACAACUGAAAAAGAAUAAUGGGGUAUUUUGUGUAAAGUGCAAACAGUUAAGUUAACUUCCAACUCAAAAUGACGAACACUCGAUAUACUGUAUUUAUCAUGAAUCAAACUCUUACCAGAAAAGCUGAUUACCAAUUAGUCUCAAACGGGCUAAAAUUGGCCGAUUUAAUCGACUCGCCAAUAAAUCGGUCAGGCGCUGCAAUGUACACAGCCCCUCAUUUAUACAAAAACUCCUGUGUUCCUAGUUCUGGUUCUGCUCUUUUAUGGAUGUACAUGUCUCAUUUGUAUUUAACAAAACUUAUUCAGGUGAAAAUGCACAAAUUUAAACAUACGUAUGGAUACGAUACUCCUGUCUGGUAGUCAAAAUUCACAUGUAUCCUUGCCAACUUCAUUACUAUCAUGAAACUAGGUCACAAAGCCCCAAAAACAACAUCCAACCACAUGGCAUCACUUCCAGAAGCGUUAGCAUUGAUAGUGUGAAUGUGAUUGGAAAAAAAGCCUCUGCAGGUAUGUAUUUUUCCCCUGGUGUACUCUUCCUUUAGCAGAGUCUAUACAAUCGUUUGAUCCGAAAGGUCCACUGGGUACAAACCGCAGAUCUGAGACUACCUCACACUCUACUUCCUGAAGGCAUUUCCAACAUCAGGAGGGAGACAGAUACAGGUUAUAUUUCAGCAAAUUAAAGCUGGAUUAAUUUCAUGAUUAUAUUUUGUAUUUGAUAUCCUGUAGUUUUAAGAGAACAAUGAGAGCAGCAGGUAUAAAAAGCUGCUGUUUCUGUAUUAAUAAGGCGUCUUGUCUCGAAGCUCGGUGCUGUGACUGUGGUGAAUCUGCACAUUAACAAGACUGAGUUUCCACAACAUGACUUUUCCUGUCCUGUUUAUUUUUACUCAUCCAAAUAACGAAAAUAGAGGGAAGUAAACAGGGAAUAUCAACAGUCACACAAAAAGACAGAAGCAGUGAAGUUUGGGGCUUAAAACUUUUUAAAAGUAUUGAGGAGCAAUGCAGGUUUUUGAGCUCCAGUUCAGCCUCGUGGACCAUAAAGUACAGAUUCAAAUAAACACCAAAUUAUCCCAAAC
Molecule: messenger RNA, 89281 nt
Organism: Xyrichtys novacula (pearly razorfish)
Lineage: Eukaryota; Metazoa; Chordata; Actinopteri; Labriformes; Labridae
Source: the annotation of a GenBank genome assembly